This is a messenger RNA of Podarcis lilfordi (Lilford's wall lizard), 55362 nucleotides long. The record is from the annotation of a GenBank genome assembly. NCBI's taxonomy places the organism in Eukaryota, Metazoa, Chordata, Lepidosauria, Squamata, Lacertidae.
GGUCAGAGGGAGAGAAGGAGGGAGGGGAGAGGUAACGGGAACCGAGAGAGAAGCAUCCUGGCGAGCUGGUGCCCCUGAAAACAACAGCGGAGCCCACCAUCUGCAGCAGCAGCUCCUCCUGCUUCCAAGCCGAGAGACCAGGCCACAUCCUUGCCGCCUGCAGAAAGCCGCCGCGAUGGGAGUGGAAGGCUGCACCAAGUGCAUCAAAUACCUCCUCUUCGUCUUCAAUUUCGUCUUCUGGGUGAGUCGCUUCGGCCGCCUUCGUCCCUCGCGCGUGGCCGCCGGCGGUGGCGAGGGCUGAGCCGGGCGCUUGUGUGCUGCUUUGGGCUUAUCUCCCUUCCCGUGGCGGCGCCGCCUCCCUCCCGAUUCCCACCAAGAACAAGCGAGCAGCCUCGCCAUGGAGCCCGCGCGGAUCUUCUUUUUCCCCUGGCGCGCGCGAGGCGAGGAGGGAAGGAGCAGCGCUCGCUUUCCCGGCUGCCCACCUGACUGCGUCGGGGUCCCCCCCCUCUCCUCCGUCGUGAGGCUGGGACCGAGGGGAUGUAAACAGCCACGAUGUUUGGGUUUGGAGAGGAGGAGGCGGCGGCGGCUCUCCUUUGGGCGAAAGCAAAUCAAAGCGUCAAAUAACAUAGGAUCGCGCGCCAGAACCGCGUUAAAGCAUCUAGGCGUCCCCUUUACAAGCAGUUCUGGUGGGGUGGAAAAGAGGGGCUGGGCAUCACGGGCACUUCCUGGCACAGCCUCCAUUCUCCCAAACCGGCCAAAUAUACAGAUACCAAACCUUGCCAGGGUUUUGACUAGGUGUGCGGUUUUGUAACGGCUGCUUUCACUUCUUCUAAAGUUCUGCUCGAUCAAUCAACUUUAAAGUUAACGGGAGGGGGGAGGAAGAGAGAGGGGCCGACAGUGCCUUUUUGGUUGUUGUGCAAGCCGAGUGUGACACACCGACGCCCGAGUCCAGACAGCAAGAGAAUGGUUGGCUAGUCUGAGGCGCUGAAAGUACAGUAUUUGAAUAAAUCUGGGCAUUAGAAGUGCAUGCAAAUUUCACCCUAGCAAAUGUUUAUGGGCGAUGGGGGAGCAUUAGUUUCCUGUCUGGUAAACAGCUUUGGGAAACAAUGACAACAACUUGCAUCCGGUGUGAUUUUGGGGGAGGGGAGCUAUAAAGUUUUGGGUUGUUUUUUUGUGCCCCAAAAUGGCUUUCAAAAACCCCACUAAUCUUAUAUUCUCUCAUGCACAUAGCGGAUUCUGAAAGCGAUACUUCUCAACUUGAGGCAGUUCUUUUAAAGGGGGCCGGGGGUGGGGUGGGGAAGUGUCAUGGGUGUGGGAGAAGGCACUAAAAAUAUUUGUGGGAAAUAAGGAUGUUUUAAAAUGGAUGACUUGCAGUGCCUUUCAGAAUGCCUCUCAUGAUCUCAUCUUUCCUUCUUGGCUGCAGAAUUUUGCACCGACCACACCCCAAAUCUCAGAAGAAUUUAGGCUUCUCUUGGGUUCCUGUGGCUUUGAGCUAAGAAGGGUUUCAAAUCUGCUUAUACCAUAUUUGAUAGACAUUGGAAGUUGAGUUGUACAAAUCUGAAGGUUGCUGUUUACUUUACAAAAAGUAAAGUAUUAACCCUGAAGGAAAAGGAAAUCCUUGGGGACAGGGUUGCUAAUUUGGGGACUCCUAACAACUCCCAACGUUUUUUGCCAGUGGGAGCCCUAAUGGAGUUUAUUCCAGCCAUGCAUAUGAAACAUAUUUUUGGUUGAACACUUGUAUGACUGAUAUCCCCACCAUCAUAGUUGCUAGCAUCAGUGAUUAAAAAGCCCCAGGACCCACACAUUUUAAAGAAUAUUUUUCUAUAGGGAAAGUAUUAGCUUGGAGAAGCAUUGCUAAACCUAACUGUCAUCCCCACCACUCUUUAAUGCCCUGUAGCAUUGCUGCCAUGCACCACUGCUCACAACCCAGCCAUCAAACCGCCAGGUUAACUUCAGCCACCUUUUGGAUGAUGUCAUUGAAUUAAUCGAAUGAUAACAGCCUUGAACUGUAGUUGAGCAAACAGGCUCAUAUCUCUUGUGUCUGCAGUGUGCUCAUAUAAGGGCACUGUGCUUGCUCUCUCUUUUAAUGGAAAGGCUUGGAAGGUACAGAACAAAAUUGUCUCCCUGUUGUUUACACAGAUAUUUAAGGUAUAACCCUAUGCUCUGUUACCCGAGAGGAAGAAACACUGAACUUAAUGGGACUGUCUUCCGAGUAAAGCUGCAUAGAAUUCUGCUGUUGGCAUGCAUUUGGUAGUGAUUUUCUGGGUCAUUUUGUCCUGCAGCUCUUACAGACUUAAAGAGAUUAACUAUUAAGCAACCCCUUUGUGCUCUUCAUGCUAGAAUUACCAUUAUAUCCCAAAUGUGCCAUGCUCCCUAAACCUAUGGCCACUGCUAUCCACUGGACUGUGAAGAGAAAAAGGAGUUGGGGAGAGGAAAGAGAAGUCUGGCUAGAUCACAGCUGCCCUGGUCUGAGGCUCAUAGUAAUUCUGGCUCUACAGGUACCUGCCCCAGGGCUGCAUCACUUAAGCAGAAGACUUGAAACCUCAUUGAGAAGAAAUCUAUGGCAUACAUUUUUCAAAGUAUCAUAUAUGUAUUGUGCAGCCAACAUCACUGCCUUCUUUCCCAACUACUGUUUAUAGACGGAUUAGUUAACUCUCUUGGCACACAAUGGGAGAUUUGUCUAAGAAUCUAUUGUUUAGUGAUUUGUUGGUGAUGUAUAACUGUGGUGUACUUCAUUUUCCAGUAGUGGAUUUAUUAGGAUUUGCAAAUGUUUUGAUUGCAUUGCUUGCCUGUAAACCUAUUACUCUGAGCUGAGCCCUUGCACUUUGAAUCCUUCUAGAAAUACAUAGAAGUUUAAUAAUAUAUGUUAUCUUAUGAUUCCAAACAUUUUUGAGAAUGCUUUUUUAUAGCAUAGCUGCACAUAGCACUAAUUUAAUAUGUGUCCCUUUGACUGGAAAGAAUUCAAAGAAUGCUUUUAUUUUUCUAUCUGGCUAAGAACAGCUCUCUCCUGCAAGGUGCUUCCCUGCUACCAUAUAUAAUUCCUACUGACCACCUCUGACAAAUAUAAUGCACAAACUUGUUCCUACAUUGAUAUAUUUUGCUGUGGUGGGCUUUUUUGUUUUUUAAAAAAAUAGUGCUUAAAAUGAUAAAAAAAAUUAAGUAGUUUACAUAAAAACACAACAGAAUCCAUUGCCACCACGAUUUCAGAAAUUGCAGUGAGAGUGUACACAGAUGACGGUAGGUACAAAGGGUCAGCCAUACAGCCCUGCAUCUGAAGAUGGACACAGAAGGACAACUUGGCCAGCUUCCUUUGGUGAACCUCCCUUAGCUAUCCUUAUGGAAGCUCAAUUUUGUUAUGACUAGGGAAAGCUCAUUGUGACAAGGUUUUCAAAGCUCAUCGUCCUGGCUGUGAGAACAUGAUAAGAACUCAGGGGAGUGAAUUAAAAUAAUAGUCUGCACCUGCAUCCAAAGCAUGAUACGUGCUAUAAAUUCAGACCAUUCCAUUGGCAAUAACCCUCCCAUGGGAAUGAAGAAACAUAGCAUCUCUAACUGUGUUCUGUGUCCCCCCCCUUACUCCUUAUCUUGAGGGCCUUUUCUUACCUUUUGUCUUAAACUUCCUGUUGUUGUAGUCGAACACUGUGCUAAGAAUACAGAGCUCUAUGGAAGUGUUGAAAUUUAGCAGGAAGGAUAUAUAAGCUAUUGGGCACCCCAUCUGUUCAUGUCAGUCUUUUGUCAUGUUGAAAACAGUGUUCAAAACUCCCAUUGUUCUAGGCGCAUUUUGCGACAGGGAAUUUAAUUAGCGCAAGCAGUUUCUGAUCUUUGGGCGCAGUACUCCUCCUAAAUUUCAGAUUAAAACUGCAGAGUGGAAGGAAAGGAGGAGCUUUUUUUGCCUUCUCAUUUCCAGCUACUCUCUGAAGACUGGAGAAAAGACCCUCUUAAGAAUCUUAGGGGGGUGGGCAGGGGAAGGACUAGACCAUGUGAAAAAUGACAUAAUAUUUUAGCUGCAGUUCAUUCAUUUUCAGCUUUGUAUUCCUAUUAUAAAAAAGUGUGCCUAGACAUUCUGUUGUUGCGCCCACAACCUAGGUUUAAGGUGCCAUUUAGCUCCUAGCUUUCAUAUCUCAGUUUCUAACACUGGUCGAAAAUACUCCUUAAUAAGGAUUGUGGCUUUGUCAUUUUUCCUAUGACCACUUGGUUCCAUCCACCACUGCUUGGCACAUCUCUCUUAAGCAAUUGCUCAAGAGAAAUGCCUUCUGUCAUAAAGGGAGUGUGGUCAUCGGUGGUGGAGGCCUCUUUCCAUGCUCUCAACUUCUCCAAGCCCACAUCUAGACCACCUUAGGAGCAUACAAAGGCUUUGUCAUUAAUGCAUAUUGAAUUUAAGCUCAGCAUUCAUGGAGGUGGCUGGAAUGUAGAAAAUACAAUCUUAGCAGCAAUGUACAUAGGCUGAAGAAUCAUGUAGUGCAGCUUUUGCUGGUCUGUACAGACUAUAGGUGGAAGCCAGGGUAACUCAUUUCAUAUAUUUCGCCAAGAGGAUGGCAGGGCAGAAUCGCUGUACGUAGAAAAGAAGCGAGUAAGAGAGAAAGCUGAUUUCCUGUUCCUCAUAGAAUUUUCAUGGGUUGUACAAACAUGGAAUAAGUAUAUUGUGAUAUUGUAUGAGAAUGGGGGGAAAUCGUAAGACAAACACAACUACGGUGAGUGUUAGGAAAUAAAUGCAGUGUGAAAAAGCUGUGCAAGAGUAAAAAGCCUGCACUGGGCCUUAUAUUCAGAGAAGGCUGCAAGAACUCCAGAAAAGUUAAAAUGCAGAUAAGCUUUGCUGUCUUUAAAAAACCCCUCUAUUAAUCAAAGCAGACACUCAGCAUGUCCCCUUGCUCUUGUUUCCGUUUUGAAUACAGACUCUGUGUGCAUAUGACAGGCUGCUUUAAGAUUAUCAAAUAGCCAUUGCCAAGCUGCCUCUGGUGACUAAGAACCAUCUUUGGUGGUUAUGCAGGUGGGGAGAAAUAAAUACCGUUUGUUUCAGGUUGUCCUAUAACUGACUUUACAUAUAGCCUGGUUAGCACGACUUGUCUUCACUUCCAUAAUUGCUCUCAUGCCAGUUGGGUUGUAUAUAGAGGUUUCUACCCACAGGAUUCCUCAGAUAAUGGCUUUUAGUAUAUCAAGCCAUGAUACUCGGUCACUUGGGAGCUGUGUGGCUUGUGUGGUAUAUUAAAUGUCCACUAGAAGAAUGAUUUGAGCCGAAUCCUUUGCCCCAACCAGCAUGGUUCCUCCCACCAGUGUGGGCAUGAGGGUUUGGUGGGUUUGUGGGCUGGUAGGAUUAUUUUGUAGGCUAAUAGAUUUUGUACAAUUGGUUUUGUCUUGUUUUGCUGCAAGUCUGAUCUAAGCAGUGUUGCAAAAUGUUUUUUGUCCUAGAAGUCGAACCAUUUGAAGAGUCAACCUUACUAAAAAGUGGCGCCCCCCCCCCGCCCCAAGUUCCAUGAUACAAAAGCCUGUGGGAGCCAGAAAGAUUCCCAAGACUAACACCAGACUGACUUGUUAGUAUGCAAGGUUCCUCUCUCCUCUGCCUUCUGUAGCUCCCCACACUCAUUUGCUUAUCUGAGGUCUGGCAUUGUUGGCAGCAACAAGUGUGAAGGAGAACAAAAACUUGGGCAGCUCUUUACAACACUGCUGGCAUGUCAAAGCGAAACUUGUUUGGCGGUUUUAGAAAGAGAAAAGAAGUCCUUUAAGCAUUCAGCUAUAUUCACUGACAAGAGACACACACAAAAACCUGCUGGCUUCUUUGGUUUUACUUCUCAGAUUUAGCUCCAGUGUAACUAAGUUAACAGCCUCCUUUCCUCCUUGUGCAUUUUAGAAUAUAACAGUGCUUGUAAACUGGUAGAGCUUUCUCUGUCCAUGUAGUGGCAUUUCUCUGGGCAGUAUCCAAUGAAACAGUUCCACUUGCGCAAGUACUUUUGGCAGUGCAAUGUACUUCCCCUCCCUCUCCUCACCACCACCCCCGAAAUAUGCACCACAAAGUUGGGGGAAAACCCAUGACCAUUUAAGAGGGCAUGUGGAAGGAGGGGAAGUUCCACUGUACAGUCAAAAGUGCUAGUUCUAGUAUAACUGUCCAGUUGGAUACUGCCCCCUGUGCUAAACCCUUCCAGUAGAUUUUGCUGCUUUAAACUUGGCCACAUGGAUGAGAGAUUAUUAUCAGUGUUUGUGACCACAGCAUAUACUCGAAGGGGGAAAUGAGUGGUGCAAGCUAAUGGCCCCAGAGAUGGAAGUUUGUGUAUUAAUGGACAACCAAGAGGUAAAACCGUGCUACCAAAAGAACAUUUAAGCCUGGGUCAAAAGUCAUUCUCCAAACCAUUCUCAGGAAGUUUAGGUACAUUCUGUAGACCAAUAUGCUUGUCCCAUCUUCAGCUCUGAGUUGGCUCUGUCUAAUCUUUUUUUGUAAGUCUGAACUGAGUAAACUGUUCAGUGCUAACUUCCAAGCAAUGGACUGAGGUGAGUUUGCAAACCAUUAGUUGGAAGUUGGUAUUAACCAGUCUGUCAGAUUUCAGACUUCACAAGAGACCUGGAAGUAGAGGAAUGGAGGGAGGAGUGUGGGCCUGUUACACAUUUCCCAAUCCACAAAGCCAUGAUUUGGAGCCUCAUCUGACUUGAGCAGGGGUCAGCAAACAUUUUCAGCAGGGGGCCGGUCCACUGUCCCUCAGACAUUGUGGGGGGCCAUACUAUAUUUUUGGGGGGAAAAUGAACGAAUUCCUAUGCCCCACAAAUAACCCAGAGAUGCAGCACACAUUCCACUCAUGUGAAAACACCAGGCAAGCCCCACAAAUAACCCGGAGAUGCAUUUUAAAUAAAAGGACACAUUCUGCUCAUGUAAAAACAUGCUGAUUCCUGGACCAUCUGUGGACCGGGUUUAGAAGGCAAUUGGGCUGGAUCCGGCCCCCGGACCUUAGUUUGCCUACCCAUGGACUUGAGCCUCAGUCUUUUAGUGUCUGUAGAUUUCUUCAUUUUUUUGGAUUUGAAGAAUCACUACAUUUGUAGCAUUGUUGUGAGAAAACAAACUGCCUCUUAACUUUCAUGAAUAAUUGGGGAGGGAAGCUUUAGCUGUUUCUCUUUAAACAUAAUCUAUUUCCUUUUCAAAGUAAAGAGUUUAGGGCAGCCUUGUAAUCAAAGUACAUUCUUUAUAGCCCUCCUGAAAUUGUCCACUGCUACCUAACAGAAGGGAGAGGGGAGGCAAUUUUCACAAGCUUCUCUCAACAGUCUCCUGCACCACUUCCUAUGCUGUUCCACGGGGUCUUCCAACCUUCCACAGCAGAUUUUUGAGGGACAUGGAGUGUGCAUGAGUUCUGGAACCAACCGUGGUUUGUAAACUUGAGAGUCUCGCAUUUUCCCAUCACUUUCCUUGCUACAAAAAGUGUGAUCUUAUGGGGAAGCGAGUUCUGCUGUUCAAGACCUACCAAUGAACUUUGCUAGCACAACCUGAAUUUUCCAGGAUGUGCAUCAGAAAAUAGCAACAGUCUCAAUGGUCUAAUUCUUAGUACUCUGACAUACGAGUGCCAAGUCACUCCAUUGAAAAGCACAGCAAUUAGAUUACUGUAGCUUAAAUACUCAGAACUGUUGGAAUGAAAUACUGAAAUGGCAUUUAGGCAUAAAAUCACUUUUUGCCAUUCCAUCAAUGGAACAGAAUGUUUUAGUAGCUGUAAGGGUGUGGGUUUCCCCUAAGACUAAUUUUUGCUGAGAAUCAAAGUACAGUCAGUUUAAUCAGGAUUCUUAUAACUCAUAUAUUUUCUGAGCAUGCUUCAUACUGCCUCUUUUGUAAAAACUGCCUUUCACCUUCCCUUCCAGGUCCUGCAUGUUUUAAUACAGCAGAGAAGGGAUGGGGGACCCGUGACCCUUUUGUGUAAAAAAAAAAAUCCCCUUCAGUUAGGGAGAAACCUUUGACAAAUUGCAUAAAUUAAACAAGAAGGAAAUGUUUUAAUUGUUGGACAAACCACGAGGCAAAGGCUGCAGAAUAAUUAUUUAAAGACUAUGGGGAACUGGACAGUACCUGAGCAGGCCUAAGGGUUAGGAGUGGUUUCCUCCUAUUUCAUUAGAUAGGAACCUGCCUUGCACUGAGUCACAUCAAUUGUUCCCUAUGGGUCAGUAUUGCCUAGAACGAUUGGCAGUGGCUGUCCAGGGUUUCAGGUAGGAAUCUUUUCCAGUCCUACCUGGAGAUGCCAUGAAUUGAAUCUGUGACCUUCUGCAUGCAAGACGUGUGCUCUGCUGCUGCUAAAACUACAGCCCGUUGCAGGGGUUCAUUUGGGCAAACUUCAAAACUAAAUGGCUGGGGAAUAAAGGAACAGUGAGAAAUAAUUUGGAGGAAUGGAAAGAAGACUUGCAAGGGGACUUCUUAUUAGUGAAUCUCUUGGCCAAAACUCUUCCAUUUGAAAUACUCUCUAGUAGCAUGAAAUAUGGGUGACCUUAAAAAUCAUUUUAUUGCUUGCACAAAGUUCUCUGGUUCAAUCUCUGGCAUCUCCAGCUAAAAAAAAUCAAGUAGCAGGUGAUGGGAAAGAUGCUUGUCUGAGACCCUAAAGACCCAAUGUCAGUCAUAGUAGGCAAUGCUGGUCACAAAGCCUAAGCUUAAGGCAGCUUCCUAAAAUUGACCAGCUGCCAAUUUCAAAAAUCAAGGUCAUGCCCCGUUGAGCAAUUCCGCUCAUUGUGGCCAGCACAGUAUCUUUAAAUGUACGUUGCAACCUGGUUGAAGAAUAAUAAAACACUUUCUGUUUAGGUUCUGAAAUGAUUAACCAAACCUUUGUUUUUAGAAGAAUAAAAACUCAUUUCCCCCUCCCCACGUGCAAAUGUGCCAAUGUUUAAUAAUUGAAAUAUUGUUUCCUGAUAAACAGUAUGUACUGUUGAGUCUCUGGUGUAUAGAUUGCUUCCCUCAUGGAUAAGGUGGGGGGAGGGACUUGCCCCAGUGUCUUAUCUGUUCUUUCCGCUAUUAGUUAUAAAUCUGUCACAGAUAUCCCAAGGAAGUGUUGAAGACUGCCAGUGCAGUAGUAACUUUGGCUAUGAUCCCAACCAUUCUGAUGUGGAAGGUCAAAUUAUUGGACUGGAAUUAUUUCCAUGCAAUGUGUGUUAAGUAGGAAUCAGUUUGAACUGCUUCUUUUUGCAUUCAUGUUACCUCUUUAUGAUGAUUUCUUCUUAGUUUACAUUUAUGGGAUACAUUUAUGGGAUUUUUUCUUUUCUUUUACAUAGAGUAGUUGGGGAUCUAGACCUAUAGAGUCAUAGAAUCGUAGAGUUGGAGGAGACUCUGAGGGUCAUCUAGUCCAGCCCCCUGCAAUGCAGGAAUCUCAGCUAAAGCAUCCAUGGCAGAUGGCCAUCCAAUCUCUGCUUAGAAACCUCCAUGGAAGGAGAGUCCACCACUUCCCAAGGGAGCACUGAAAAGGCUUCUCAAAGCCAGUAAUCAUUUCAAGAAGACUAGAAUUUAAUCCUAAAUAGCCCCAAAUACCAUAACCAGAAGAUCCAAAUUCAAGAUAGGUGAGACAAAUGUUAGGCCUGCCAUAUGUCAGGAUAAUUCCUGACAUGUCCUGGUUUUUGUGUAUAAAAACGGCGGCGGUGGCGGGGAUUUUGCUGAAUUGAACUGGCAAAAUUUCAGGGAAAACCUGAAUGUAUGGCAACAUGAUGGAAAAAACAAUUUUGGGGUCUUUCUAAAAAAAUAUGAAAUAUGGCAACCAAAUUUGGAAUGUUUUGCUAUUGUUAAGCGUAUUUUUAUUUUUGUGGAUAGGGAGAGGAUUCCUAAAAGACUUACCCACAUCCACUUGUUCAAACCAUAAUUAGUUAGGUAUGGUCUCUCUGGCCAGGUGAAGUCUAUUUGUGGAUAAUAGGCAGCUCAAGGACUGCUUGUUUGGCUAUCUAAACUGUAUCAUGAAUUGCCUUAGUCCCUUUAGCAAUGUGAAGUAAGUCUGUUGGAUGAUGAGAAGCAUCAUGGACGUAUUAUCAUUGUUAUUAAUCACCUUCCAUACAGGUCUCAAGGUGAUGUACAAAAUACAGUUGGAAACAGCCCAAUUUAAAACAGCACAAAAAAUAAAGGCAGAUUAAAAAAGAGAGAGAGAGAGACCAUUCCAUCCAGCUGAGAAUGCUUGUUGGAACAAAAACAUCUUCUGGAAGGUGCAGACAGUGGACUUUUGUUAUAUUCCACAGAAAGCCCUGCUCUGAGCUGCACACUUCUAGGAAUCAGCUAGUAGUUUCCUAUUUUUAUUUACUUGAAACUCACCUCAAAGAUUGAUGUGGUUUAUUUUCAAACUGUUGCCAUUUUCAGUAGAAGUGUUUUUAUUUUGUCAGCUUGUGAAAAUUAACAUCCUAAUGAUCCUUGGUCCAAGCGGUUAAUUGAAGGCCUCCAAGAUAAAUUACUGAGAUUAAUAGUCACCUUGUAUUGAAGUGUACCUGUUCCCAUCCUCAGUUUAAUUACUGUUAAGUAACAAUUGGGUUGCGCCACAUUUCCCAGAAAAAUUAAACAAGAGAGGGCACAAAGGUAGAAUAACAAUUUCAGUCUAAGGUGUAUCAAUACACUAGCUUUCCAGUGGUUGGGAGAUUGCUGACUCUCACUGUGAAAAAAGGAUCAUGACUCAGCAUUUGUUGCAGUCCCAGUUAAAGUGUCCAAUGCCUACCUGCACAUGCAAUUUUAUUAUGUAAACAUAAUUUUAUUGGCAUUUUUUGAGAAAUGCUAAUUUAUGUAAAUGGCAUGUAGUAUAGAAACUCUGUUUUGAAAGAAUGCGAACAUUUCACAGUAUUGUGACUUUUGUAUCAUUUCUGGCAGAUGAAAUCAGACCUUGUUAUUUGUGUCUUGAGUAUGGAAAGGACGGUGUUCUUUCUGUGUUUAAGGGAUCUUCCACUUAUUCGUGUUUGUGAAAACUCAGUGCUAUAACAGUGCUGUCACCGCGUCUGUCCAUUUGUGUGGCAUCACAAAUACUUCAAAUACAAUCCAAAUACUUCCUUGUGGGAAGACUCUUUUGUCCUCCUCAUCCCAGUAUAAAUUUGCCAAAACAACCUCUGUCUGCUAAGGACAACAGUGUCAGAUUUCCUGCUUCAGAUUUUAAAAGUCCUUGCUAAUGUAGACAAAAAACGUUAAGGUUGUUCAUGAACUUGCACUUUCUCAGACGAAUGGGUGUCCCAACUUGCAGCUGUGAAGAACUGGUGAAACUAUUUUAUACCCAUGCAUUCCAGUUUUCUUCCCUCUGCUGUUAGUCAGCUAUACAACACUGAGAGUAGUACUUUAUAUAAUUCAGUAGCAAGAUGAAUAUGUGUUACCUCAAGAUGUAAUCAAAGCACACAUGUGCUUGGAUGUGAGUGGUUGGCAGCUUGGCUUAUAGAUGCCUAUCGUGGAUGUACCAUGAGUCUCAAAUCAUCUCAUCAUCUCAUGCAGCUGAGGGCUUCUUACAGAUGCCAUCUCAUCUGGAGGUUAAUAUCAUAUGAUGUAAGAAUUAGCCCUUUACUCUAGUGGUUGUACCUACCCUUUCAAACUCUUUUCUGUGACAUAUUAAGCAGGCAUCGCCUCUCCUUUUGGUGCCUGUUGACCACCUUCCUUUUUCAACAAGCCUUUUAAGCAGAAUUUUCUGCCCCUGUCUCUAUCUGUAUCAGGCUUGAAAUUAUUUAUGUAUACAUUUAUAAUGUUGAUGUUUUUAUUAUUAAUUGCUUUGGGAUGUUUUAUGGGAAGCAAUUCAUAAACAACAACAACAAAACAAACAAACAAACAGAUACAGGAAUAAAAGCUCCCAUGGGCCUGUUUGUUGCAACACCCAGAAAGGAUUUUUGAGUGUGCUUUUUGAGUAUCACGGAAGACCUGAGGGCUUUGUUUUUCUUUUCUCUGCUCCCUUGGCAUGGCUAUGGCUCUGCUCUAUAAGCCCCACCUAUAAUGCAAUUUUUGUCUUUUAGUAUACAGUGUACAAGACUUUUAACUGAAUAAUGUGAUGAUUAGGGCUGGGAGAUACCUGGUUUUCAGCAGCACAAUAUAUCACAAGUUAAACAUUGUGUUAUUUCGAUAUAUCACGAUAUCUGAAAUAAGGCUGGAGCUAUGUAGAGGUGAACACGGUGAUGUCCUGGCAACUGCUACUACUUAUGGGUCUAAGUCUAAAAUUGAUCCUUUUUUACUUACCUUUAACACAUUGUUACAACUGUUAAUGUUAUAGUACUGCUGUACCAGUAAUGUUUAAAUUAGCACAUUUUCUCUUAGGUUAAAGCUGUAGAAAUGAUUCGUAGCAUAGAUAUCAAAGGUUCCCUGAAAAUUUAAUUACAUUAUUAAACAAGAAAAAAGCAGAUUUAAUGUCACACUUUUAGAUAUUCAAAUAUUGAACAGCAGAGCAGGGUGGGGGGAUUUCUUUUACUCUGAAGCAACUUGAAAGCCACAAUCACACACACAGGGAGGAGGAGGAGAAGAAGAAGAAGAGGAGGAGGAGUUUGGAUUUGAUAUCCCACCUUUCACUCCCUUUAAGGAGUCUAAAGCGGCUAACAUUCUCCUUUCCCUUCCUCCCCCACAACAAACACUCUGUGAGAGGAGUGGGGCUGAGAGACUUCAAAGAAGUGUGACUAGCCCAAGGUCACCCAGCAGCUGCAUGUGGAGGAGCGGAGACAGGAACCCGGUUUCCCAGAUUACGAGACUACGGCUCUUAACCACUGCACCACACUGGCACUGAAGAAGUGAAGGAGAAUCACAGAGCAAGGAAGGAAGCAACUCGGAGGGGAAAGAGUUAACAAACAGAGAGUGCAAGCGAAACACUGCAGGGCUGACUGAGCUAAAAAACAUGGGGAUAAAGAAAGGGAGCUGAAGAAGCCUUUCUCCACAGACCCCUGCACCUCCAGGAAAGUUCCUUGCCAUAGUGUCAUGGCUCCAAAUGAAACAUCAGCUGGGCACACCAGCAGAGGGGAGAGGGAGUCAGUCAGGGAGACAGUCACACUCACACCUACACCCACACAAGCAGUACAGUUUUAACAAGGGGCCGGGCUGACACUUACAGAAAGCAAAGUGUGAAGUGUGGGUUGGGUUAAUAAAAACUCCCAGUGCUUUUUGCCGGCUGCUUCACAAAAAGAAAUGCACAUCACACCACACCAGCGGGUGGAGGGAGGGAGACACACGUACACACUAGCACACCCACAAGCAGUACACACACACGCAGAAUGACAGUAGAGGGUCAAAUGCCAAAGGAAGGUGUAUGGUUUUUUACUAACCUGUUUAUGUUUCUAUGGGGGAAAUGGGUUCCAGAAGUCUGAACCUGUAGGCUUCCCCUAAGCCAACUACCAGCCUGGGGCCUUGAAGCAAGAAACGUGAGCGAAGAAGUCCCUGCUUGCCGGCUGGAUGGCUGGGGAGACAGAGAGCUAACCAUUUCUUAAAGCUCCGCUUGGCGAUACAUAGCUGCUUGGCAAUAUUGGAGUCAGCUUGCUGUAGUAAUUUGUUUUGCUGCUGCUGCUGCUGCUGCUGCUGCUGCUACAGCUACAGAAGACAGGGAAGGUUGAGGCUCACAGUGACUGCUAAACCAGUUUUCAAAGCUCUGUUUGGCGGUAUAUGCUGGGCGAUUUUUGAGUAUGCCUCCUGUAGUGAUUUGUAGCUAUUUCUUGAUGCCGCAGGAGGCAGGGUUGGAGGUUGACCGAGGUGGAAUUAGCAAGGGCUGCACCUGCAGGAAGAAGCAUUGGCUUCCUGGUUUUUCCAAUAUUGUGAUUUUUGAAUACCACACAUACAAUAUGCGAUAAAUUGCAAAGUCAUAUUUUAAAAAAUGGUUAUUACGAUUUGAUCUAAAACCUGAUGUCAGAUGAUAUAUUGAUUUAUAGCACAGCCCUAGUGGUGAUAAGUUUCCUUAGGGAAACUGCAAAAUGAAAUCUCUGAGCCACCCAGACCAUCAGGCAAGCAUGAGUAAAGUUAUUGCGCACAUUUAUCUCAACCCCCAGAUCCCCAGUUGAGUUGUGGGUCUCCUACGAUUAAUGGCAAAACAAUGUUUUUUGUUGUACUCUUCUAUUUUAACUCUGCCUUCUGUCUGGUAUCUUUCUUGAUGUUAAUAUUAGUGCAAAAACGCAAAGAAACCAGGAGAUCAUCAAAAUAUUUUGCACUUAACAUUUUUCCACUUCACAGCUUUCUCUUCAUUUCAGGCAAUACCUUCUGUCUUGUCACUGCCUUGCAAGUUGUUCCCCAAAUGUCCACACACUAAAACAGAUGCGUGAACCAUCUUAAAACCUGCUGAAAUUACAUGGACCAUAGGAACAAAAUACUAAGUUGCAGAAGCAGGAAAAUGUUCUCUCUUGUGUGUGAACCAAGUUGAAAUAAAAUGGCCAGGAUGUCAAAAGCACUCAGAUCUGGAAGUCAAGACCCAGUGCUGAAUAUGGAGAUCAGACAAAACUUUUAGGAAUAAUGGUAAAAACUCAUUCAUCCAGACCGGUGGUUCAAAAAGUAAAUAUGGUCUGCUAUGUGACCUCCAGCACAUCAAGCCAAACUUUUUGAAAUUUCCUCAUUCCAGGAAGGUUAAGAAAACUUGACUGUUUGAAGGGGGUGGCAGCAGCUGUUUAAUUAGAAAGACAUGAAUCUGCUUUCUACUAGCCCUUGGGGAUGAAAACAAUUGCCUUUAUUUGCCCUAACUAUAUCAUGUAGAAAAUGCUCGAGUAAACUGGUUCUUUAAAGAGCUUCCCCCAAAGCAACUUACUCUUUAUUUACAAAGGAGCAAAGCAUCUGGUGUUCAAAAAAGAUUAGAUCGUGUCUGCUAGAUUAGUAUUUCUAAAUUGAAGCUAGAUAAAUCAUUAUGGUGUUUUUUAGUAGCAGUAAUUAGCUGCUAGGACAAACUACCAUGUGAUGUAGCAAUUAUCUAUCACUUGUAGUCUUUAAUCAAGUUAGGUUUGGAUUGAAGUAGAAGAAAUUAUCUUGGUUGUAUAAACAAAAGACUAGUUUCUGAGAAAUUGGGUGUGAUGGAACUGAGAAUGCUAAAACAGACUUCCUAAGGUUUAAAUCUAGUUUGGGCCUGAGGUAGGAAGGGCAAGCAUUUGAGGAAGUGAGGAGCAUGGCUCCCAAGCAGCUUCCUGAGUUGAGGUAAUUUAUGUGGACAGAGAAAGAUGAGAGUGUAGAGGAGGUGGUUGAGGUAGGAAGUCCUCCCGUCUUCUCUUCCCUGCCCCUCUGUGAGUUUUGAGGAAAAAAAUAUAAUUUAGAGAAGGAUUCCAAAUUGAUAAUCUAGCAAUGCUGCAAUAAGGAGAAGCUUAUCACAGUGAGGAGUUCUGGUGUUCUGUGGGGCAGAGGCAGAAACCGAAUGGAUAUUCACCGUUUGAAGCACUGGGAGUUUGGUUCCCAUGUUCUCCUAACUGGUUUUCCAAGUGUCCUUUAGGUAGACUGAUUCAGUCUCAAGAGCCAGUCUUGGUCAAAUUUUUGCCCACAUGGAUCCUAGCUGACCAAUUUCAUGUAGCAUUAUCAAGUUUACUUUUCCUUCUGCUGCCUCUCCCCAUCACACCAAACUCUCAAGAAUUUCUUCCAUAUUUGUGUGUAAAAGAGCUGUCGCAGUUCUUUCCGGGAAGCAAUAAAUCUUUGGCUGGAGAAAAGGCAAUAAAGAAGGCACACAAGAGAUGACUUAUAUGAUAUUGCAUGCACAGGAACUCACAUGCAGUCAUGGGUAGCUUUUAAACCCUUCCUUACACAGCCUGCAAAGCUGUGUCAUCUGUGCACUGUAAACUGAUUUCCUUCCAGGCAAUUUCCUGUCUGCCAACACUGUAGAAUUUCUGUAGAAUUUCUUUAUAGAACCAGCCAGGACCUUACAUCACCGUCCUCCUUCCCUGCCUUCACUUCCCUGUAGGACAGUGAUAAAUAUCUGACCAGGGCUACUGUUUAGCACACAAUCUUAUUUAUUAUUUUAUUUUUACAUUACUAUUAUUAGUAGUAUUUUAUUUAUGUAUUUAUACCCCACCUUUUCCCUUAUGGGGAAACUCCCAACAACUAUUCAGCUAGGUAAUAAUCAUAUACCAAAAGGCAGCUGAAUAAAAACAAUCCAAUAGCAGCAGAAAAAAUAGGAUGGCAUUUAGCUAAGUUUUGCUCAAAGUAGUCUCACAGAAAUUAAUGAAUAUGAGUAAGGUCCAUUAAUUUCAAUUGGUCUACUCUGAGUAUAACUUAGUUGCCUUUCACCCAUAAGAAUCCACUCAUUUCCACUCCAUCUUUCUCCAGCAUUGCAGAUUAUGAGAAUUAUGCCCUUCCCCAACAGCAGCCUCCCACCCUAGGGCCUCUUAAACCACUAGCAUUUCAUCCCCUGGAUUAGAAUGAAGUUCUCUUUCUGAUAGACCUAUUAAAGAGCAGGUUCUCUCCCUCUUGCAGGUUUCAGAAAAUCCCACCAGUUUAAAUGCAGGAUCUCUCUGUAGUGGAAGGAGCGACAAGGUAGAAGGGAAAGCACAUGUAAGCCUGAGGUCUGCUUUCUGAUCUCUUUUAGAAAACACAUUGUCUGAAAAAGACACCAGUAGCUUCUCUUGGAAUACUUUACAACUUGUAACCUCCUUGUUGAAUGUGUCUAUCCAAAACCAGUCUGUUCUCAGACUGAAGUCCUAAUGGUGCUGGAGAGGGUUGCACUGUUACUUCUCAAAUUUUGGACAUGAUGCUAUCUGUUGAUACCCUGUAAAUUGGGAUGAGUGAAUAUAGUUCUUGGGUCAGGGAUACCUGGCCUCAAAUUUUGCUCGGUCACAGAGCUCCCUGGGUGGUCUUUGCAGAUAGGGUGACAUAAAUCGCAUGAAGGCUGCCCUAACCUCCUUGAAAGAACAAAUGUGAUGAGUAAUUUUGCCUUUUAAAGGCAGAAGUGUCGUGUGUUCAUUUCCUGUCAAAGAACUUUGUGCCACCAUCUUGCAUGAUCUAACACGGGUCGGCAAAGCUUACCAGGCAUGGGCCGGAUCACUCCUGUGGAGCUCCUCCAUGUGCCAGACUGGCACAGCGGAAUGCCGGAAAUCAUGUCUGCGCAUGUCCGUGGCGCCAGAAAUCGCUUUGCACAUGCCCAGAUGCCAAAAAUUGCACCUGCACAGAAGUGAUUUUCGGUACCUGGGCAUGCGCAGAAGCGAUUUCCGGAGCAGUGGAAGAGAGUCCCCAUGCCGCGCUGGUUUAGCGCAGCGUGUGGGGACUCGGUUUGGGGGUGGCUCGUGGGCCGGUUAAACAGCCUCCGUGGGCCUUAGGUUGGCGACCCCUGGUCCAACACCCAAUUUUCCAUUUUCUAUCAUGCCUUUCCAUUAAGAAACUUUCACAGAGUGGCAUACAUUUAAAGCAAAAACAGUAAAAUGUUGUUAAGAAAUAGUAAACGCAAGUGGCAGUCCUGAAAAAAGAGAUACAGUUCCGUCAUAGAUUAAAAACCUCCUAUAAUAUAAUAUAAUUUGCCUGGUGCCAUAAUGGCGUAGAUGAAAGCUGCACCUCCCUGGGGAGAGCACUCCGUAAGUGGGCUACUUUCUGGUAAGUCACUCUUACUAGGAAGAGGCAUUUAACUUUGUAGACUUGGGCAGAGCUGUCUGCCCACAAACAUUCUCUUUUGCAGCUUUCUCCUGAGAUACUGGGCAGAAUUACCCCAAGCCCUGGAGAAUGAGCCUGGCAGUCUGCCAUAGUACCCACGGGAAAAGAAGAAAAGGGAAAUGGGGAUGUAUACCUGACCUGAAGUAUCUAGAGAGCAAGUCAGGAAUGAAGAACUCUGCCUUUUGCCUCAAGUUCAGCUUUCUGUGUCUGUAAGGCAGACCCAUUCCUUGGUCCACAGAUGUCUGAAGCUGGUCCUUGAAAGUUUAGGUCAAAAAGAGGGUCUUGUUGGAGCUGUGAGCUGUGCAGCCAUCGAAAAUCUGGGGUUUAAGCAUUACUCUGGCCCAGUGCAACUCUAUGGACAGGGGAGGGGUUUCCUGAAUGUGUGAGUGUUGCAAUCUCUCUAUGUCUUUGUGCAAUUGUUUAUUUCCUGCAAGUUCCUGUCUGUCACCACUCUGUUUACACCGAUAAGGUUGAAGUGGAAAGGACAUGAUUCUGGUUAUCUGAAUACUCUUUGAAUCAUGAGUUUACCUAUGGAGUUCUCUAAAGGACUUACUGUCUAUGUGGGGGGGGGGGGAUCUUACAGGAGGAUUAGCACACCAAUACUAAUAUUAAGUAUUAGGAAAUCAGGAUACUUAUGCAUACUUUCCAGCUCACAUUUAAGAUAAGGACUAGUAGCAGGGUCUAGAGAGUUCAUAAUGGGGUCUCUUUUUAUAUCAAGUUAUGCCUUUUAUCCUGAUGCCAUGAUCUUCAAGAACAAACCAUAGAAAAAGUUCACAUUGACAUCCAUCAUUACAGUAGCUUCCUACCUAGAAGGACAAAAUUUGGGGCUGCUGCCAUAGCAGAGCCCCCACCUCCCAUAAAUGCUCCUUUCUGCUGGCAGAUUUUGGCACAGAGGUGACUAUGUACCAAUCUAACCCCCUCCCCAAAGCCAUCACAAUCAGGAGAGGGGUUCAGACUGCAGCCUUAGCCCAGGAAAACUUAUUUCACAAUUAAAUGUUAAGCCUUACAGGUAUCACAAGAUUUGUUAUUCUGUUACUAUAAAAACAACACACUCUGCUAAUGCUCUAGAAGGGUCAUUCCAUGUCAGUUCAAUGUGGUCAUGCCACACACCGUCUGGGAUUUUGAUGAAACUUGGUGUACACCAUUCCCUUAUGGUUGAAAGAAACCCCCUUAAAUUUUUUCCCUCUGUCUCAAACAGUUUUAAUUUUAUAGAACUUCAAAGUUUCGUGAAAUCUGUGUUUCUGUCCCUCUUGAGAUCCUUGGCCUUGUGUGCAUUUUAUCUUUUUUCUCCAUAACUAAUGAUCAGAUCUCGUUGAAAUUUUACAGAGAGAUCAAUAACAUGAUGAGGAUUUCAGGAAAAAAUAAACCAGCACUCAAAAGAGUUUAUAAAUGCCUUAAAAAUGUAUAAAUGUAGCUUUUUUGAUGGAAAAACUAGGUUUAGAAAGCCUAAAUUUUCAGCGUUAGGGCACAAUGCAAUCAAAAGUUUUUGAUGGUGAAAAUUAUUGCAAAGACAUGCUCUUUCUCAACAAAGAAUAAAAUAUUUGGGUCUCUUAUGUCUUGGAACAAAAUUUUGUGUUUUUUGGACAUUGUGGGGGGGAAAUGGCUACUGGGUACAACUUUCCUACAAUCCAUAGCUGUAAUAGAAAAAAUUAAUGAAACAAAGUUCAUCUUAAAAUCUAAAAUAAUAUUGGUUAUUACAGGGUUGUUUUUUUCAAAAGCGCAGGCUUGUUUUUCAUUUUUGCGGUAUUGUUCUCUGUGUAAAAUUUCAAAGAGAGCAGAUCAUUGGUUAUGGAAAAAAAACACACAAAGUUCUAAGGCACUUUCAUUUUUGAGAACAGUCUCUAUGCUGCAACAUAUAAGGAAGGGUUGCGGAUAAUUCUGGGUGUAGGGCAAUCAUUUGCUUCUCUCUCAGUCCCUGCUACCCUCCCUUUGUCCAAAGCUGCUUUCCCCACAGAACUGCAAAUUGCACACUGGAUAUAAAAUAAUUUUUAGAUGUGAUUAAUGCUAUACAGUGCUUGAGUGCUCUGAGAGGAUAUAAAGGGGUUUAAAAUGCAUGUUUUGUAAAAGAAAAAAAAGGGGGGGAGACCCCAUGUCCUAUUGUAGGUUAUCUCCUUGUUUAUAACCUCACAUUCUGAUUUACUGGCCUUAAUUAAAAUUGUCCUCGCUUGGGAUUGCCAUGUUAACAAUGCCUCCCUAAUAACCAUGCUCGCAUGCAUCACACAAUGGACAGUUACCUCUUGCAUACAUUCAUAUCUGCUACCAGUUACCACAAGGUUCCUGUGAGAUUUCACACUUCUGACCAAAACGUUGAGCUGUUCCUUCAGCACAAGUGAAAUAAAGGCUGCACUUUGCUCUAAGUGUUCCUUCAGCACAAGUGAAAUAAAGACUGCACUUUGCUCUAAGUGAAGGAAGUUGCUAGGAUAUUUCAUGGCAUCUUUCCCAUGUUCCGAAACCUUCAUUAGUCUUAAAGAGCCAGAUGCAGAUAUGAGUUUGGUAUCCAGAUUUUUCACUCCCCCUAGCAGCAACUUCUCUGAAGCUUACAGGAAUGUAUUGCAUUCCCUGCUUGGUAGUCUGUUUUCUUCUUGUUGGAAGAGCCACAAGUGAGGGUGGUUUCAGUAAGCCCACUGAAACAAAUGUCUUAUUAAAUGAGCGUACAAAAUCUGGUUCUGAUAGUUACCAAAGAGAAGAUUCUAUAUAUAGAUGCUGCUGAAUUAAUUAACUUGGAAUUUGGUGAACUGGACUCUGGUGAAUUUUCUCGGGGUAGACUUUCAGAGAUCAGAUGCAGGGUGGGGCAAACCCAUCUGCACAGAAAACAAUGAAAUGUAGCAGGUUGUUGUAGUAAUCACAUUCUAUUUCAAUGCCGCCUUUUUUGGUGCUGAAACAUUGCAGUGUAAACAGGAAGGGCGAAUGCAGGGUUUCUCUAAGUCACAGUAUAUCUGGGACUGCAAUCUUAACUUGCACUUACGUCCAAGUAAAACAUGGUUAGGAUCAAGUUUUUGGGUUGCAAUCCUACACACAUUUACUUGAAGAGAAGUUGCAUUGCAGUAAGUGGGACUUUGCAAAUAGAUAUCUUUGGCAUAAGGACAGGAAAUUUAUCCUCUAAAUCCUUUUGAAAUUUUGACAGAAGACUCUGAGAAUAAAAAUGAACAGAAAGCAAGGACAUAUUUACAGGCUGUAUCCACAUUAAACAUAUUUAGGAAGCUGGAUUUAAAAGUGUAUAACGGGCUUCUCCAGCUGCCUUUCUGUCUGUCUACAGUUUGUGGUCCCAUUUCCCCACCACAACCUGCUGAUAUUUCCACCCUCCUCUAUCUCCUUUUCAUCUAAUUAUGCUAAGCAACACUGUUAUCUUCCUGAUCCAUUCUGUAAUAUGUACAGUGGUACCUCGGGUUACAGACGCUUCAGGUUACAGACUCCGCUAACCCAGAAAUAUUACCUCGGGUUAAGAAGUUUGCUUCAGGAUGAGAACAGAAAUCGCGUGCGGCAGCGGAAGGCUCCAUUAGCUAAAGUGGUACCUCAGGUUAAGAACAGUUUCAGGUUAAGAACGGACCUCCAGAAUGAAUAAAGUUCUUGACCCGAGGUACCACUAUAUUCUGUCGGCUUUAAAAGUAGUUGGAGCAUGUUUCAGUAGAUCGUAUUGGAAGGGUUUGAAUUAGGGGGUUGUCCUGUUGAAGCAUGGACCGUACUGCUUAUGUGCGGACACAUUCAAGCAAACACAACCAAAGUCUUUUGCUCAUGAAAAGUAUAAAGUAUGUCAAUGUCGGGGGGGGGGGGGGAGAUCAGGAAGCUCCAUCCAUCUGCAGAAUGGAAGAGGAGGGUAGCUUUGUAUAAAGCAGUGGACAAUAAGUUAGAAUGUAUAUAACAAUACAUAAAAUCAGCAGUUCAGUCUUUGACAUUGCAUGUAAUGUAUUUAUUGGAUGUAUAUCUCAUAAAGUAGUAAAGAUUUUGUGUGGUUUUUUUUUUACAAAAUCUACAUGCUUGAAUAUACCAUUUUUUUAAAAAAAAUCUGAUCAGGAGAGACUGACUUUGGUAACUUUCUUUAAAAGAGAGAAGAAGAAUGAGGCUCUUUGGUGACUGUGAAGUGUGUACAUGGGACAAGUAUUUGUGCUCUUCUGCAGACAUCACCCAUGGGACGUUGCACUGUUUUCUAGCUCUGCGCUGUUGCUCAGGCAGCUGAAGCAUUAUCUUAUUUGGAAUAUGGAAAGCAGAAUUGGACACCUGGAACAGCAACUGGAAAAAAACAGUAUGCCAAAGAUCAGGCCCAUUGCAGUGUGUUUUCAAUUUGUCAGAAUUCUUGCCGACUCUGAGUGGAAAAAGCAAAAUUGCAGUCUGCGCCAGUGUUUAGUUUUCCUCUUGGGUUUUUUCUUCUUUAUGAGCAGCUCAGGGCUGUUGUUUUGUUUGUCAGAUGGUGAAGUAGAAGCCAGAAUUAUGGUGGACUUGCCACAUGUGUACACACUGUGCCUUUAAAUCACAUUCAGAGAUGGGAGGGAGGGGAAUGCUCCUCACAAACAGCAAUGUAUAAUACUAAACUCUGCUUCCAUCUUCUUUAGCGUGAUUUCUUUCUUUCUGUACUGCAGAGGGAGAUUCAGGGCAGCUGUACCACAUACCCCUUUUAACAAGCUUGGCCCGGGCAUUUCCCAUACUUUUGUCUCUUUUUACCUUUCUUCAACUCAGCUGUUCAGUGUCUUUUGGAGUCCAAAUUUAAAUAUCCUUCAUGCCAUGUUUACAGUGGUACCUCAGGUUACAUACGCUUCAGGUUACAGACUCCGCAAACCCAGAAAUUGUGCUUCGGGUUAAGAACUUUGCUUCAGGAUGAGAACAGAAAUCGUGCUCUGGCGGCGCAGCAGCAGCAGGAGGCCCCAUUAGCUAAAGUGGUGCUUCAGGUUAAGAACAGCUUCAGGUUAAGUAUGGACCUCCGGAACAAAUUAAGUACUUAACCUGAGGUACCACUGUAUUUUGCAAAUCUAGACUCAGUUGCCAUGAUUUUUGAAUUGCCUUGCUUUUGAAAAUAGCACUCCUUGAAUGGAAGACGCUAUGGGAAAAACUGUGCGACUAUAAUCCUGGUCUGGUAUCUCAGAGAAAGAACCAGUAUUUUAAAACUGGAUAUAUCUUGUAGCCGGUAAAGACGUUGCACUAGAGAAAGCUACAGAGAUGUGAGAUGUGGGGAAAUGAUAAUGUUUUUGCGGCACAACCCCAAGUUCCCACAGCACCACCUUAUGCCAGGUGCAUUACAGCGCUUCGGUGCACACCUGAAUUAUGCAGUUAAAAUAUAGAGACUGUGUUGUUGCAAGGCUAAAAAUGAGGAGGAAGAGGAGAGUGGUGGCAGAAGGAUGAAGUAAGUGGUGGCCAGGUUGAUUGUAUCCACCACUCCAUGUUCACCUUACUAUGAGUGUACAAAUAGGAGUGGAUGAGUGUGUGGCUGUUCUUUGUGGCUUUUGGUGUUGUCCAUAUCCAGACUAUGGCUUGAUUGCUUGCUUCAAGCAAACCGCAUGUGGUAAGCCAGAAAUCAACCAAGGUUUGUUCUUAGCUUAUUUCUGGCAUACUGCUGGUUGGACACACCUGACAAAAUAAAUUUGAAAAAUAAAAAUAAUGAGAAGCCACGCUGUGACUUUUUUGAGCCCCAAAGGUGCUCCAUAAGGGAGAAGCCCAUGGCAGGAAGUAGAUACGUACAUUGGUACUUAAAGCAGUAUACAGCAUAGGGCUUGUUCUGGUCCCAUGCCUAGAAAGCGCGAGUCUGAGUGGUUUCUGCUUGUCAUGCACUUUCUAGGCAUGGGUUCGAGCAGUUUUGCCCUUCCCCCACCGUUUUCCCCUGGGAAACCUACUCUUUAGCAAUAAAUUGGAGGAAGCAUCGGUCCCAAGAAAAUCCUAUUGAUGUUUGCUCUGAUUCAGUGGUAAAGAUCAGGCUUCCUUGGGUGAAAGCGGUGGGGCAAGGGCAAGUCCGGAUGUCCCCAAAUUGGUUGCGGCAUAUUGGGAGAUGAAAACAAGGCCAGUGUCUAACGUCUCUUUGCAAAAUCUAUGUCACUUCCCUCAGAAUCUACCCUGAGGCUUUCAGCUAAUGAGCCCCACUAGUGGACAUCUCUGCAAAGACUUCUGUUAGUGCAACAGUGUUUUCCCCUUUCUUGCCUUUUCUCCUCCUCACCCCAAAUUGACUCACGGUGGUUGGUAGAACUCCUGAAACAGUAUGCUGGGAGGAGAGAGCGGAUGGCUCCAUUGGGCAAGCAGAAAUGCUUAUUCUGACAAAAUGAUCUGCUUAGCACUACACUGAAUUCCUCUCUUGGUUUGGGGAGUUGCAUAUUCCUCAAGUCUUAGAUUUAAUCAUGUUUUAUUCUGGUAUUGUGACAUAUACACACGACACAUUCUGUGUCAAGAUAACCCAAAUUCCACAGGUGCACAUUUGCUUACUUGAUGUAGCCUAAUUUGGACACAUCUGCCCCUUGAUGUAAUGUUUCCUGUUCUGCUUGGAAGAAAGUGCAAAAAAGGAAAAAAUAUAAACAUGCAUUUCAAAAAGACUGCUUAAGCUGGCUACUUUAAUGUCCUUAAAGCUAAAAGUAGCCAGUUUAAGUAUACUUUUUUUAAAAAAAGGUAUAUCAUAAUUUGCCAUCAUGGGGAUGUGCAAGAAUGGUUCAGGAUGCUGAAACUCCACCCCAUGAUCAGUAGCAAGAUUAUUCAGCGACACCUGUAGCUUCAUCAAUCAUUGCCUAUAUAUUUUAAAGAAUAUGACACAAUGAUCAGUACAAUGGUACCUCGGGUUACAUACGCUUCAGGUUACAGACGCUUCAGGUUACAGACUCCGCUAACCCAGAAAUAGUACCUCGUGUGAAGAGCUUUGCUUCAGGGUGAGAACGGAAAUCAUGCUCCGGCGGCGUGGCAGCAGCAGCAGGAGGCCCCGUUAGCUAAAGUGGUGCUUCAGGUUAAGAACAGUUUCAGGUUAAGAAUGGACCUCCGGAAUGAAUUAAGUACUUAACCCAAGGUACCACGGUACAAAUAUCCUAGCAUAGGGUCUUCAUGAAAUGAAAUUCUUUGAGCCAUACUACACUUCACACAUUGUCUGAUGCUUCACAACAGACACGCUUUUGGUAGUUAAGGCACUGGAAAUGCUCUUCUGCUACUUGAGUGCCAUUGUCAUUAAUUAUGUGCUAAUGUAGCCCCCAGCUGAUACACUAGGACAUAGAUUCAAACAUAACUUUCUAAUUGCACUGGGAUGAAAAGAACCCUAUCGAUAAGUGUCUCAUUUGGGUUGCUGGAGGGAAAUGAAUGACUAAGUCAACCUGAGGAUUGUGUUUGGAUAUGUGUUUGGUACAGAUGAGGUCUUUUAAACAAAACUGUAACCUCAUUUAAUCUCUUGAGAGCCAGUGUGGUAUAGUGGUUAAGAGCGGUAGAUUUGUAAUCUGGGGAACCAGGUUCGCAUCUCCGCUCCUCCACAUGCAGCUGCGGGGUGACCUUGGGCCAGUCACACUUCUUUGAAGUCUCUCAGCCCCACACACCUCACAGAGUGUUUGUUGUGGGGGAGGAAGGGAAAGGAGAAUGUUAAGACUCCUUCGGGUAGUGAUAAAGCGGGAUAUCAAAUCCAAACUCUUCUUCUUCUUAUCCCUCAUCCCAUCUCACAGACCCUGCCCACAUUUGCCUGGGUGUUUGGUGCAUCUUGGGUGUGUGACGAGGUUUGGAACGUUUUGGUGAAUCGUUUUAUGGCAUGAGCAAUCUCUUUUUACCCAUUUAUUUGAAGGGGUCGUGUUAACCUGCCUUCUUAAAUUUCUUUUCAGCUGGCAGGAGGAAUAAUUCUAGGUGUGGCAUUGUGGCUUCGUCACGAUUCGCAGACCUCAAGUAUCUUGGAAUCGAGGCUAGAUGACCAGCCGGCUCCUAGCACAUACUACGUUGGUAAGCAGGAACCAUGGGGGCUGGAAGGGGCUGGAAUGUUGUAAGAAUGAGACGGGGUGGAAAAGCGGUUUGUUCCUCAACAGCUCUCUGGAACAUUAUCUGUCCUUAAUAAAGCAAUGCAAAAAAGAAGGAGAGGAAAAAGAAGAGAGAAUAGCUAUUUUCUAUAAUGGCAAACAUUAUAACUAAACUAAACUUCCUACUGAAAGUGGUGCAGCUGUUGACUCUGUUGACUUUUUGCUUUUGGACACAGUAUAUAAUCAGGCUAGUCUGAACUAACCUGUAAACAGAGCUUUGGGUUACAGAGUGCAGACCGUCUCCUAGCCCCUUUUGGAGCUUUAUAUCAUGCUCUGUGCUAAAAGUGCAUGUGAAAUAAUUGUGUAGUGUCCAAAACUCAAACCCCCAGAAUCUGACAAAGUGCCUAUAUCUGUGGCACUUCUCAGUUUAAGAGGUGAAUCAGCUACAGCAGAAACUUCUGCAUUGUUAUCAGUAACCUAACAAAGCACCUGUCCAUAGGAAUACCUUAUUGCAUUGUACCUUAUACCUAACAUUCCUGUUCUCCUCUCCUCAUCUUCUGACCCUACCACCACCACUUUUGAAGUCUAUGUCCUGACUCUUUAACAUUCCGCCCACCAUAGGUUGCUUUGCUCUGGUGUGCUUGUGUGGAUUUAUCAUUAGUCAGUCUCAAGCACUGAGAGAUAAUGUUUCAGCCCAACGGCUGCAUUCCCUUUUGGGCAACCAUCUGUGGGCCACAUGGCAGUGGUGGGUGGGAGCAGAGGCCAAAGUGGCCAGAGGAACACAUGUAAAUUUCACCACCUGUGAAGUUUCUGCACACACACUCGCAUACCCUUCUCUGCCCUCCUUCCAGACAGACAAGAAGCUUUAUUAGAGCUCAGGGACACAUUUCUACAAGGUGAAGACCUCAAUAUGUGAAGUAGGGCCAGUGAGAGAUGUAACCUGGGGAGAGUUCUGAGGGCCAAAUGGAGAGAGCUGAAAGGCCACAUUCAGGUUGGAUGAGGUUUCCCACUCCUGGUUUAGCUGCUUUAUAGAAGUAAGCUGCUUGGCUGUCUGAGAUGAGUGCUUUAGUGGCUGAUGGAAAACAGGACUGUGACUGGUUGUGAUGUCAUAAUUGUGUUACCUUUGUUUUAUUUUCAUUUUGUUGUACUUUCCGUUUGGUUUUAAUCCCUGUAAACUGCUCAGAGAACUUCGGUUACAGGAAAGGCUGUUGAUUGUAAAAAUUGAAUAAAAAUGCUCAGAUUUGAAUUGCAAGGCUGUUGAGCAACCUUUGACGAAUUUAGGAUAAAUGGUAGCCCUUUUAUGUAAGGCACUGUUGGAAGUGACAUUAUCUUGAUUUAUACAAACUGAAGAGCUUUUAGAGCCUUUUAUCAAAAAGCAGGAGGCUUGUUUGAUAAAUAUGCUUCAAUGUUGUUGAACCAAAUAGAAAAGAGAAGGUUGAUCCUCUUGUGCAGCGAGUAUUUUGCUCAAAGGCAAGCAUUUCUUGAAUGUGUUGAGUCUGGGAUAGGGUGGGGGCGGACAUUCAAGCACAGCCAUCUUUUUCCACAGCUGAAUCUGCAUAAAGUUCUAUGCAUACCACCUGCUGCUGAGCAUGAGGGGAACUUGUAGCCCUCCAGAUGUUGUUGGGACUCCCAACUUCCAUCAUUCCCAGCCAGCAUUGCCAAUGGUCAGAGAUGAUGGGAGUUGUGGUCCAGCAACUUCUGGCAUGCCACAAGUUUUCCCUGUUCCUGCUCUACAGACUUUGUUGAGGGUGGGCAGGUUAGUAAAUCCCGUGCUGGUUUUAGAAGAGGAAUAGAACAGGAACACUCUCUCUUUGACUACCUGUCCUAAAGCUAGUAACAGGAAAACAUAGCAAAACUCCCAGCACUUUCUUCCAAAACCACAUUGGGAUGUUGGGGGCAGUAAGGCACAAGGAGACCUACAAAUGCGAUGCAGGUCAGUGAGGGUCCACUCGGAGGGGGCACUUGGUCUUUCCAGGACUUGGCUGGUGAGAGAGGAAGGAAUCACUUGCUUCAGGAUCCUAGACGUCCCUGGAUUUAGGGCAGUGUGGGCGGUUCCCCUGCACAGGGUGCUGAGCCAAGGUGGCGCAAAAUUGAGAAGAUUCAUUUGGGAGUGCCCAAUUUUGGCCUUGCUCAGGGAGCACCAUAUUACCAAAGAUUACCAGCAUUCACCUCUGCUAGACCUUUGCUUGCACGCAGCUCUUGCUCCAAGCCUCUGAAUGGUGAGGAGCUAUGGCUCGGCUGAGGAGGAUGCAGAGCAGCAGCUGUCUUCAAUUGCAGUGAUCAACGUGACUCAUGUUCUCCAGGCUUGCCUGCCUGGAUAAGUGUACUUAGGCUUAAUAUGAUCUCUCUCAUUUUUGUAAGUAAAUCAGCCAGACUGCUGACUUGCUCAGAAGCAGAGCCCUUUUUUGGAAUCAUCCAUCUCUGCAGGAGCAGCAGUCCAAAGCUUACAGCGCAUUAAGCUGUGCAGAGCAUCUGCUUUUGGUAUCCCACUUUCCUCACACAGCUUGGCAGCGCCACCAGCACUGAAGUGUUCCUCAGUGCCUAUUUCCAUGAUUUGUUUUUUUUGCAUGCUGCCCACUUGCUUUUUGCACUGAUUGGGAGAAUAUGGAGGCUUUGAGUCCUGUGUCGUGGAUGUGGAGCAGCGGAAGGCAGAAAGACCAGGAAGUGGUGUGAUGUGGUCAGCAGGUUAUUUCUCCAGAAUUUCUGGCCUACAGAAGGAAGCAAUGUCUUUCUAUCUCUCUCUUUUGCCAGUAUUUGUUAAACAUCCAGCAAUCUGCUUCCUAGUAACAUUGGAAGUAUUCCUAAUAUGCCUGCCGUGUGUGGGUGUGUGAGAGAGAAGCUCAGAUACCUUAUUAAUAGAAGCUGAUAUGGCAGAGCUGUGAGUGACAAGAGUUUUAAAGCGCAGCUGAAUUAGCUUCUUGUGUCCAAAAACAUAUGGCCCACCCUCUUGUGGAGCUGCCAACAUGUUGCUGUGUGAGAAUCAUGCAGAAAAGGCGCUGCUUGGAUUCCUCAGGGUUGUUUUUUAAUUUCCAUUCAGUAAUAAAUAGCAGACCAUUUUGUUCAACUGUUCUCAACCCGAGGCUCCCCAAGUCUGGAGCCUCUGAUGCCUUCUAAUUGAAAGAUUUGUUUCCAGACUUGCCACACCCUGCUUUGCUCUAGUGACUCCACUCCACUUGGCUAUUCCUGGUUCACGGAGAGAGAGGAAAAGAGGAAUCUUGUCCAGUGAACUUAAGGAUAUGUGCUGCUCUGCUUCCACAUCCCUUGUAUCAUUUCUCAGACCUCAAACAUUGGAGCAUUUCUGCAUGUUAGAACUCAACGUAGAGCUGUCCUCCUCAUAAAAUAUCCUCCGUACUGUAUAUUAGGACACAUUUGCAAAUUCACAUGCAUGUUGCUUAAUUGGUCUGCUUCUGCAAUCCGAAAGGAGAGGGGAGGUCACAGCAUAUGGAACGUGUUGUUUCAUUUCUCUUGUGAGGGUGUGGGAACGAAGGAGGGGGAACUUUCAGAUUGUUAGAAGAUGCAUGAACUGUGAGCUGUGCUGAAAGACUUCCCUCCCUCCCACCCCCUCCAUCCCAAAUCUUUCCCUCUUCUUGUUUUCAACAAACAUGCCAGCACGCAAGCAAUAUUUUCCCUCCCCUCUUCAACUGUGAAUUCUAGAAACGUUUAUAAAAUAAAAGCUGAGCUUUCAAGGAGUACUGUAUGUUCCAUCUGCUGAAUCCUGUGGUUUUUAAGUUCCAUCGGAGCCUUGGGCUAUAAGGGAGAAAAGACAGCAUUAACUUUCAGGGGAGAGUGCGCAGCCUGCUACCAGCCCUGUGCUAACAAGCCGUGUUUUGAUAGCUGGCUUUGCCUACAUGAGAUGGCCUCUGAAGCGACCAUUUUGAGGGAGUGGGUUUGUAGUGUACUGAGAUCAGCACAGUGGCGAGGAAGUAAUAACUGGGUAGGAGGAGGAGGAGGAGGAGCUCAGUGCGAUCACUUUUGCCAAAGCCCUUACGAGCCACGGAUGGAGGAUGCAGUGCGGAGUGAGUGGGAAGCAACAGGCAGCUGUGAGGAUUAGGAGCCGACUAGGGGCAGACAUUUGUGGUGUGUGUGCUGGGUGUGUCUGUGCGGGAUGGCUGCAUCUCACUUCUCAGAAAUGGAGCUCCCUGCCUGGCUGCAGAGAAGCCUCCCACCCCUAUGCUGCUUUCUGUGUUUGUUCUUCGGCAGCUCCUCAUUCCAUCUUGGCAGAGUGAGUGGAGCAGCUGGAUGUCUUUUUCGAUGCUAGCAGGAGGGGUGUGUGUGUGUGUGUGUGUGUGUGUGUGUGUGUGUGUGUUUCCCCGCCCCCUCCUUCCACUGCAGCUCUGGCUGUGAAGGCUGGGCCUUCGUGCCACGGCGCCUGUUUACCGUCAGCUAGAGAAAGAAGAGUUCCUUCUCCUGGGAGUGGAGGAGGGAAGGGCCAGGCAACGAUGUGAAAUGGAGGGCGGCGGAUGAGGGCAGAAAAAGAGAAGCUUUACCAUCGAUGAUACAGUCCCAAGGCCUUUCCUCAAUGGUAUCUGGCUACAAAGCUAUUGCUACAAUGGGCCGGAGCUGCGGUCUUGGUUAACGUAUCCCCCAGCUCAUAAAAAAAGCUUGAGAUCAGGGUGUCUCUCUGCCCCUGCCAGAAAAUAUGUAACCUGUCAUGAAGAUGCAUCCUCCUAGUAUUUUCUCCCAACAUUUGCUUUGACUGCUUGUUUAAAUUGGCAUGGUGCCUUGGUUGAUUCUGGUUCUUGUUCAGGUCUAUACAGCCGGUCAGUUAUGGAUCCCAGUGGACACAUGCCAUGUACUCCAUAGGUGCUAGACCCCUAUAGUAAUGCAAGAGUAUCCUGCAGCAGCUUGUUGCUUUCCCUGUUGUUUUUUUCCAGACCCUGCACACCUGGUUCUGUGUCACAGCACCAAAUUGUUACUCCAUGAGGCAUGCUAGCUGCAAAACAUUUUUAUGCUAUGGAUAUCCCAAAUAGUUGGGUGGCUAAAAUUAUUUCUAACUUUUAGAUAUAUAUAUAUAUAUUAAAAAAGGCAUUUGGAUUGCAGAUGCAGACUUACAGACUUGAAGCAAUGGGCCUCUUAUUUCCUAACACUUGUUUCCUUUCAUCCUAUUUCUACUGGUUCUUUUUUAAAUUGCUCUGGUUUCAACGUCAGAUGCAUCAAUGCUUAAGCAUAUUUAUCACAGUGAAUUCAGUGGGGCUUAGAAGGUAGAUGCAAACUUUAUGAACUUUAUGAACUCUGGUUAUAAGACAGAAAUAUCCUGACUUUGAAUUGCAAAAUGCAUUCACAGCUGAUAGUGCUAAAUUAUGGUUCCCAUGUGUUUUUGAUGUCCCCCUGGUGACAAAUGUAGAAGCAGCCCUGGGAGAGAAGGACUGGACCCCAAUAUCUCUGCUGUCAUCAGCUCAUGCCAGCACGGCUAAGAGUCAGGGGGAAAUGGCUGUUGUAAUCGAACAAGACCUGAACCACACUGGUUACCCCUGUUACAGAGGAAACUUGGCUUGGGAGUCAUUUUUAUUUAAGGAAUUUCUCCCUUGAAUGAUCUGGGGGUGAGAGCUAUGUGUGUCAUCAAGGGUUGGACUGUCCCUCCUUCUCAGCCCUACUCGCCCUGCCCUAAGAGUCCUUGCUUAAGGAGCUGCUACCUUUGGGGGGUUGCCAAAGGGGAAGCUAUCCUUUGGAAGGAUGCAGUGUCAAGGUCCAGACACUUGACUUAAGGGAGCUGAGCAGUGAUCUCCACCCAGCUAAGGAAAGCUCCACCCCAGUCGGCCUGUACUAUUCUGAGACUGCUUGUACACACAGCAUUUUCCUUGGGGGUGGGUUGUUUCCUUCUUAGGCCACUGCAACCCACCAGAGAGGAACGGCAACAGAAUCAGCAAGCUUGGUAGGAAAAGGCUAAGAAAAGCUAGGUUCCCGCUGCCUGCUUCUCCAUCACCAGAAAGCUAGAGAUACAGGUGUUCUUGGCUCCCAUGUUACAGAAGAAAACAAAGUCAAUCCAUAGUUUUGUGGGGGAGCAUGACAGAUUUAAAGAUCAGUGGUGGGUAGUGGCGUAGCGUGGGGGGUGCAGGGGGGGCCGGCCGCACCGGGCGCAACAUCUGGGGGGGGCACGCUCGCACUCGCAGCUCUCUGCCCCUACCUGGCUCACUCACUCUCUCUCACUGCAGUGCUGGCUGUGCGAAUCCAAUCCGAGCCGCUGGGUCGCCGCCCACUGUGGAGGGGGUGGGUGCCAGGCGUGGGGUGCGGAGAGAGAGCAAGGGACUAUCUGGGGGAGGGACAGUGCAGCGGCCGCCCAGCGCAGCGCUGAGCACGGGAGAGAACCACACCAGACCAGACCAGGCAGCAGCAAGAAGAAGCUGGCAGCGGCGGCAGGUUAGGGGUUAGGGGGGGCGCAAAUUACUUGCCUUGCCCCGGGUUAGGGGGCGCAAAUUACUUGCCUUGCCCCGGGUUAGGGGCGCAAAUUACUUGCCUUGCCCCGGGUGCUGACAACCCACGCUACGCCGCUGGUGGUGGGUUAUAAGUUUGCCCCAGAAUCGACUAAUAUCUUCAUGGGUUGGUUUGAACAGCUAGAGGGCAUGCAAGAAAGUAAAAGAAAAUGAAUGUGUACAAUACAUUUAAAGUAGAAUUAUACAAUUUUAAUGGUACGCGGGUGGCUCUGUGAAUUAAACCACAGAGCCUAGGACUUGUCGAUCAGAAGGUCGGCGGUUCGAAUCCCCGCAAUGGGGUGAGCUCCCAUUGCUCAGUCCCUGCUCCUGCCAACCUAGCAGUUUGAAAGCACGUCAAAGUGCAAGUACAGUGGUACCUCAGGUUAAGUACUUAAUUCGUUCCGGAGGUCCAUUCUUAACCUGAAACUGUUCUUAACCCGAAGCACCACUUUAGCUAAUGGGGCCUCCUGCUGCUGCCGCGCCGCCGGAACCCGAUUUCUGUUCUUAUCCUGAAGCAAAGUUCUUAACUUGAAGCACUAUUUCUGGCUUAGUGGAGUGUGUAACCUGAAGCGUAUGUAACCUGAAGCGUAUGUAACCCGAGGUGCCACUGUAGAUAAAUAGGUACUGCUCCAGCAGGAAGGUAAACAGCGUUUCCGUGCGCUGCUCUGGUUUGCCAGAAGCGGCUUAGUCAUGCUGGCCACAUGACCCGGAAGCUGUCUGCGGACAAACGCCGGCUCCCUUGGCCUAUAGAGUGAGAUGAGCGUGCAACCCCAGAGUCGUCCGCGACUGGACCUAACGGUCAGGGGUACCUUUACCGUAUACAAUUUUAACCAGUUAUGGCUACCGCCCCCCGCCCCCCGGAAUCCUGGGAACUUAUUUGUUAAGGGUGCUGAGAAUUGUUAGGAGACCCCUAUUCCCCUCACAGAGCUACAGAGUUCCUUGGGGAGAGGGAUUGAUGGUUAAACCACUCUGAGACAGAUUAGACAAGAGGGUCCUGUUUUAGGCACAUAGAUACAACAUAACUGUUGUUGGACUAAAUAGCUUCCCAGUAUCGAUUUACUGCAUGCUCCUUUUCCACGUUCCUUUGACCUUCCUAUGCCCUGUACACAUUAUUUCUAAAUAGACUUUUCCUUUGAUUUGUCAGUUUUGCAGCAAUCUUCCCCCUUGGCUCCUCUGGGCUGAACAUGGAGUUCUGGGCAAUGCAUCCAUCGUAAAACAAUGCAUCCAGUCUAAAAACCUGUGAAACAUGAAGAACAACUUUGUUUUUUCAUUUUUCUUUAAAAUUGUAGCUCUCCUAAUCAGUUGGUUGGUUUCAGGAAGACUUGAAUUUCAGUCUUUUCUCCAGAGCUGACUACUUGGACUGUCCAGGGCUGACUCUUAGUAGCCAGAGAACACCAGAUCCCUGAGAGGUCUUCCCCAUGGCUGGGCUUGACUUUGCCAUUGCAUUGACUUUGCUGCAGCAAUAUGCAGAACUUGUCAAUGACCACAAAAUAACCAAAGUUCUUCUCAUAAAGAAGUAGAAGCAGGGACUUCCCACCUCCUCCACAGCAGGGACUUCCCAUCUCGUCUGCCUUUCACCAAGAAAAGAGACAGCAAAUGAAUCUGAAAGGGUAUGCAAAUAGCCACAGAGUCCAAAAUAAGAGAGCUGCUGACUGCUCCCACUCAGCUGAGCUGCUGAAGAACAUGUGCCCUCCCUCAGUAUGUCUGCCCAUCUUGCAAUUUCCAUCACUUUUUUGAACUUAAGGUUCACACAUUUAUAUAUAUAUAUGCAUGACUAUAGAAGGGAUCCUAUAAAUUUUCCACUGAUGCUUUUUUAGUAUACACUCCAAAUUUAUUAUUUCCAAUAUUUUUUCUCAUGUGUCUUUGUGUACAGAGAGAGAUCUCCUAAUCAGUUUGUUGGAAUUACAUAGUGAUCCCACAAUAGCAAGGGGAUUGUAUACUUUUACCUAAAGUACAGAAAGUUUGGCUUCAGAGUUUUGUCUUUUUUGUCAUGGAGCUACAGCGGGUGGGGAGAGUUACUGGAGGAGGAGUACUCAUGAUGUGAGAUUCUCCAGAGAACAUCUGGAAUGAUUUCCUGCCAGAUAGCAUUCUUUCGGUAUAAGAUAGGCUCCAUGUAGUGUAGCAAGUUCUUCUCAGGAAAGCAGGGGAAAGCAAGGAGUAGACUUUUCUCCUACUCCUACUUGUAUCACUUGAGAAGGCUGGAGUAGGCUUACCUGUAGAGAUAUUCAGGGUGUGGAUCACUACAACUAUAUGGGGAGUUUCCGUGUAAAAGACUUAUUACAGUCCCUGGUUCUAGUACUUGGAGGAAAUGUCCUGGUUAAGUGAAGGAAAACACUUAACCUAUAAUAGUAGUAGUCAUAGUAUUCAUUUCAUUUCUUUACCACUUUAUAUUUUUAAGAAAUAAGCAGCGCUUUACAACACAUUAAAACAUCAAAUAAAACAAUCCAGAAUAAAACAUUUCUAGAGAAAGUCAAAUGCAAAGUAUACCCAUUCAAAGCAACAUAGUUAACAGCAAACUAAAAUAGUAUCUUAAAGAUUUCAAAACAGAACAUUACAAAGCAGGUCAACCACAGAAUGCACAUUUAACGCAGCAAAGUUUUCUAAGAAAAACCUGAAAGGAAACAUUGCUAAAGGAAAUCAAAUAUAAAAUGCAUAUUUAAAACAGCACAAUUAACUAGAAUAAAAUAUCAUAAGCAUGGAACAUUGCUGCUGCUGUUGCUGCCAAUCCUCUCAAUGGUGGUUCAUGAUGAGUGGCAGCUAUGGAAGCGCUGGCUCCGUGACCUGGGUCUGCACUAAGAGAUGGCCAAGAUGGUCCCAGCAAUCUUGCUACUACAUAUUUUCCUACCCAUUCUUCUUAAGUUCCCAGGCUCCACAGUUUAAGAAGAAAUCAAACUUGGGCUCUAGCCACAUUACCCCUCUCAGAAAUCAUUGUAUGUUCCCUUUUUUUGAUUAUGUUGCCUAUAAAACAUGAAAAGAGUAAGAAUGUGGUCAGGAAAUAAAGAGAGUGCUCUUCCUAAACUUUGCCUUGUUCCUUCUCUUGUCUGUUUGACAACAACAGGUAGUGAAAUUGGCAGGUGUGAGCAGGAAGAGAUAUAGCCAAAUGAUUCCAGCAUUCCAAGAAUUUCUAUGGAUGCAUUUAUUGCCUGUUUUCUGGGCUGAAGACUGAGGCGAUGGAUCUGUCUUCACACCCUAAGUUUUGGCUCUGAUCCUAAAAACCCAGUUGUGCGAGCUAAUCCUGAUGGCAGAUGCAGUUUCACCUGUCACCAGAAGUGUAGCUCUUCAAUAAAUGGUUGUACAACACAGUUUUUUUGAGGGGGGAGGUGCCAAGCAAUUUUUGACGAGAGACAAGUAUGACUCUAAUGAAGGUUUGGUCAUAAAGGAAUUGUGUCUCAAUGGAACAGCAUUUGUCUGCAUUCAGAUGACUGGGUGGCUCCAAGAGAGAUUUGGAAGACACCCCAGUUACUGAAGGGUCAAGAGGUCUUUUGUUUUACUUUUCUCUGAAAAAGGAAACGCAGUGCUGACCAACCCAAUUCUCCAGAACUGCUUAUGGAGUUCCCCACAUAGAGUGAACUCUCAGCACUUACUUUGCAGAGAAAACAACUUCUUGACUGUAGAGUGUCCAAUAUAAAGAAGUUAGUCUCGGGGGGGGGGGAGAUGCUCCCCACAGGCUCAGAUGCUGCAGAUGCAAGUGGCUUAUCGCAUGUCAUUAAAUCUACACUGCUACAUUUUCUUAAAAGGAGUUUCUACUUUGCUGAAUUCAGUUUAGUUGGAUACAAGGGGCCAUUGUCUGUCUGCUUGGGAGGUUUGUUGUUGUUUUCAUUUUAAAACUGCAUAGAAUAGUCCCACUCUUAUUUGCCUCCAGUUGUCUAUUUAGCUCUGGCUCUCCGGGACAAAGAGAAACUCAAUAAAGGCUGUCUGUCUGUGUCUUAGAAUGAAUCUGGCUUUUCUCCCAAAGGCUUCUCAAUCAUUUUAUUGCUUUCUGACUUCAGUUCCAUUAUCACACUUCUUUCCCACUCUCCAUCCCACUGCUUACGAUGGAACAGCUUCCACUCUCUUGGGUGCCUGUCAAGAAACAGGAGGAUGAAGUCACUGAGUAUUGGAAAACUCCUCGAGUCUAACUGCCUGAAUUAUUUUCUUCUGUGAAUUAUUCCAAAGAAAUUUGAGGUGGUCAGGAGGAGCUGCGUACUGAUGCAUUUCCAGUGUGCAAACAAGAGUCUUGUUGAACCUUUAAGACUUGUGGUGCCUCCAGACUGUCACUAUUUUGUGGGAUGGAUUUAAGUACAUGCUGUUAACUUUAGGUUUGCACAAUUAAAGUUCCCUGUUGCCCUAGCACAACAAGUGCACUAACUAACUAUAUAUAUAUAUAUAUAUAUAUAUAUAUAUAUAUAUAUAUAUAUCUCUCUCUCUCUCUCUCUCUCACACACACACACACACACACACACACACACACUCUGAAUAUGUGGUUAGGAAAAUUACAGAGAAAUUCACAAAAGUGUGGGAUAAAUGAAUGAUGAAUGGGAAGACAUGUUAGCAACCACAUAUAUACACAUGGUUUGUGGGGGAGGGGGAUAAAGAGUGUGAACAAUGAGGUCGGGAAAAUGAAAUGCAUAAACAGGGAUAAUUAUGUAAUUAACAGUGAUUCACAAAACAAAUGUUAGUAACGCAGACAUCCUGGCACUGGAAAGCCACUGGCUUUCAGCAGCUUCCUUGCGGGGGUUGUAAUAGCUCAUCUUUCUCCACGCUGAAGUCCUAAACAUGGCUGCUUAAGGGCAGGUCUCGUUGGAAUGGGUGGCACUUGCUUUUCAAGAAAACGCGUUUUGGGACUUGAAUGCAGGAAUAACAGUUCUACAAACCAAAAGCAUCUCUUUAUAGAAAGUUCUUAAUUCACAGGGCCAGGGCACAGCUAGGGGAGAGGGAAGAUUUUUCUGUAGGUCUCAUCCUCCCAGUAAGGCAAGAGCAGGAAACCACAGCUCUGUAUUAGGAGUGUAGGCUUUGCAUCCUUAAGGUUGCAGGUUCAGGGCCUAGUGUUUUCAAGAAGGGCUAGGGAAGGCUUUUACUAGAAACACCUGGAUAGUGUUUUUUACAGAAUGCCAUAAAGAGCUACCUUACAUAAUGCAGCUUGGUAAUGAUAGCUCCAGUGCCUGGUUCUGUGCUCAUUGCAGAUAUUUGCAUUAUCUAGAAAGGUGUUUUUCUGCCUGGAGGUGAUAAUUUUCUUGGGGGAAAGCGGCUACUUAAUCUACUUGUUUCUUCAUGAUCUGAUACAGGAGAGAUUAAACUUUAGUACUAACAGAUGACCUUCUGUCUUUGUUUUUGCAUUUCUCUCUCCUUUUUAAAUAAAAAAUAAUAAUAAUAAAAUCUUCAGCUGUACACCCCCAAAAUAGUAAUUGUGCAGCUUGCAAAAGCUUUCGUGUAAGGUCUUUGUGUGGGGUUCCUUGUCUCUCCUCUGGCCUCCUGCCGAUCUACCUGACAGUGUGUUUAUGCCAUUCCUAUUAGAUCGAUGCCUCCUGGUCCACAUAAGACCUCUCUAGUAUUGGCUGGCUGCCGUUUCUCAUCUUGAACCCAUUCUAGAUUAAAAGCAGAGCUCCUUUCCCUCUGAAGAAUGUUACUUCACAACAAAUGGGAUGGAAAGACAUCUUCUGUUUUAUAACAAGCCUUCAGGUUUAUAUGACUGUAAAGGUCUGCCCUCCCACCCCCACCCCCCACUCUGUGUUUUACAGUAGCAAGCAGUUCGCCUCCCACCUCUCCACCAUCUGUGUCAAGCGCUUGGCAGGUUGUCGGUUUAGGACAGUUUCUGUAACAAGCUGGCUUUCUUCAUGGCUGGCAUUCUGUAGGCACAGUCAGAUUUCGGGUGUUUCAUUGCCAGCAGUUAACAAGGUGCUGGGAGCUCUUGACAUUUCCUUUUAGAAUUUCCCUAUAUAUUGCUAUAGGACUCUUUGAUGCUGCACUGUUGCUUUCAGGGAUAAGUAUAACUCCCACCCCAUUCUUUCCCUAGCAAACCAGCCAUGACUUUUGAUUAAGUUACCAGUUAGUAGCAUGGAAAUUUAUAAAUAGCAACAUUAUUGUUGAUCAUAGAGUUUCAUUUUUAUCUCUCAUAACAUGCUGGCUUCAUCCUGAUUCUCUUGAACGGUGAUGUUCAAAACUUUCUGCCACUGCGGAACCCUUUUUAUGGUGGCUCAACUGCCAACAAGCUUAUUUGAGGCUGCUAUGUCUAAGAGGAUUCUGGGGCAUGUUCUGUGGUGCACCCUGAAUUAUUGUGGGCUGGUGCUGGCCUGGCUAGUUCAGCCCUCUUUCUGGUGCUUAUAUUGAACUGAGAAGCUAGAUUUAGGCAUUCAUUGCAAAGGUACGAAAGGGGUCUUUCAGGUAAGUUCAGGUGAGAAUGAUUAGACUCCUCCCUAUGGUUGGGUCCCUGAUUGUUCGGGAUUCCGGAUCACAUCUAAGCACACUGAACUUAGAAGCUCCCUUCAUAUGGGUACAGAAAAGAAAAACAGAAAAAGGGAGAGAAAAUGGCAGCAGUGAAAUGAGAAGGUGAACAUAAUAGAAAGUGAUGAAAGGCUCUUUUGGUAACAAAACACAGGCAUAAAUAAUGAUGACUUGCCCUCUUGUUCAGUAUCAGCCACAAACUUCAUUGAAGAGGAAACCACCAGAAAUCAAGAAAGAGGAUGCAACUACUAAAAGAAUUCAGAAGUUUGACCAAUGAUACAUGAAAUGCUUUUUAAUUUGCAUGCACAGAUCCAAAACUGGCGUGUUAACAAAAAUAAAGGUACCCAUGCCGCCAUCUUUCUUGGCCCCAUCCAAACCAUCUGUUCUGGCCUCUGCCCACAGAGUUAUGCUAUCUUCACUCUGCUAUUGCAAAGCUUCCUGUUUCACCCACUGACAGGCUUCUUGCUGGCAGUAGCCCAUGGAAAGCCACAAAACAGGAUGUUCUGGGGCCAGGGAAGAACUGACCCAAUGGAUCCUGAGCUAGCCCCACUUGAUGGGUGUGGGUUCAAUUGCUACUACAGCUCCAGGCUGGCUUUGCCUGCCCCCCCUUCCUCCCCUGCUGGUGUGAGCAGAGUGGUGGUGUUCUGGAUUAAACAAAUGCACAUCCCUCAUCACAAGCUGUUUCUGAUCAGACUUCCUUCGUUGAUGCCUGUGCCUUCCUUUUGUCUUCCCUGACAGGAAUCUACAUCCUGAUUGCUGUUGGAGCUGUGAUGAUGUUUGUGGGUUUCCUGGGCUGCUAUGGUGCCAUUCAGGAGUCACAGUGCCUUCUUGGAACAGUAAGAUACCAUUUUUACUUCCUUACCUUUUCCAUUAAUACCUUGAUGAUAACCCAGCAGUAGAAAGGGUUGGUGUUCAUUGAGGGGACAAGUAUAUCUGUGGUUUAAGCGCACUUUUGGUCCUGUUCAGCUGGCAGCUUUUGUCCAGAAGAAAUGGGGAAACUGCAAUUUAUUUGAUCCCAAUUUAUGUCUGUGAAAGACUUCUGUGGUACCAUCUAAAUCCCAAGGGUGCUCAGCAUAUUGCCACUAUGUUCCUCAGUGAUAAAGGGAAAGCCAAGCAUGUGUGGUUUAGUUAUUGUAUCUCUAGGUAUCUAAAUUACCCAAAUAUUAAAUUAUUAUUUGUGUAAGAUUGCCUUGUCCUCCUAGAGAACAGCAGUAUGUCCUAGUACAAAAUGAGACGGUAGUAUUUGCCUGGUUCAUGAAGUGCUCUGAGAUUCAUGUUCUCUCUCUGUCUGCCUCCAUCCCCACUGCCUGCCUCCUUCCCUCUCAUCCUCUCUACCCAGCAGGCUGCCAAGGGUGGGACAGAUCACUCUUGCCAGAGCCCUGGACGGAUUGCUCACACGGGCCUUUUGAAACAAGGCCUGAGAGCUGCUGGUUGCCUGGCCCUGCUUUUAAAUUAUGUCAGUGCUGUGUGAAAGUAAAUGUCUGCCAAGGGAAGACCAAAAUCAAAACAAAGGCUGAACUCUUGCAAAUAGCAAGGAGAACAAGCCCCAGGAAAAUAGAUCCACAAUCAAUAAUUUAAAACAGAAAAGCUGCCUGAAAUGUGCAGAAUGCAGUUUUAGGGGAAAUAACCCCUAAACUUGGAACUUAAUUGGCUGCGUCACCAUGUCUGGCAUUAAAAACACAAAGUCGCAAGGCGGCUACCUUCCCUGUUUUAUAGUAGUGCUCUUUUGGAAAAAAGAAUGUAAGAAGAGCCUUCUGGUUCAAGUCAGUGGCCUGUCUAUUCCAGUGGUCAGUCAGCUGCCUGUGGGAAGCCUACAAGCAGGACCUGAGCACAACUGCACUUUCCCUCCUAUGGUUUCCAGUGAGCGUAAUGUCUCCAACAGUGGGAGCAGAACGUAGCCAUCAUAGCUAGUAGCCGUUGAUAGUUCUAUCCUGCAUGUAUUUGUCUAAUCCUCUUGAAAAGCCACCCAAGUUGGUGACCAUCAUUGCCUCUUGGGAGCCUCUUGCCUUUUUUAAGGUUGCAUUUUCUUUCUUGCCCAUGAUGGAGUGCAUACGUACCCUCCUUUUUGUGUUGCUAUAAUUCAUUGCAUAAACAACCCUCUCUUGCCCUGGGAAUGCUCAAGCUCACCCCUUUACGUGUGGUCUACAUUUGUAAAUUGAUUGGAGACUUGUGAGAGUAUCACAAUUUGGAGACUUCACCGGACAGUCCCAUGCACUCUUCUACCCCGUUGUCGCUUAUGAAGCUGUCACUCCCUGGCUUCUCUGUUAUUUGUGCUCUGCCAGGCUAUUGCAAGUCCUCUGGGAAGCACUGUAAUUUCUCCUGUUCUGUAUAUAAAACGUCCACUGGCACUUGAAGUGCUCAGUAGCAAUUGCUCGUAACUGUCUCUUGAGCAUUGUAGACAAAUGUCUGAGGACUUUCUGGAAAGUAGUGGGAUUUUGCUGCAACUUUCCAAAAUACACUACUGUAUAACAUUGUUCCAGCGUUUUUUACAGGAUGAGCAUGAAUGGCUGAGAUAUUGCUACAGGAGGCCUUUUCUCAAGGCUUCUCAGCUACACCAGAGUGUUUGCAAUUGUCUUCUGGCAUUGUGAUGCUAGUGCACAACGUUUACUUAUCCUGGUCUUUCUAGUCACUUGCUGUGUUAGCACAUUGUGCUCCCUCACCACUUUCUUCCUCUUUGCAUGGCCAAGAAGAGAACUUCUGCCAAGUUCUGUUCUGUGUUUAAAGACUCUCUGCUUCAUGUGACAUAUGAACCAAAUAUCUUGCUGCAAAACAGACUCUAGUCAGUGUCAUAAUUCAAUUUCAAACCAUGAGUUAUAAAGCUGCCUUAUUAAGCUAGCCGGAGCUUUAUAAAAACAAAACAAAAAACAGGAUUUCUGGUUUGUACAUAGCAGUAAGCUGAGAUCCUUUAAAAACAGAACUAAACUCUGCAGGUGGGGGAGUUGGGUGUGCAUGAAUCUGAUGCUUCACUCCAGAUGCUGUGGACUACAGUUCCCAUCAUUCCUGGCCAUUGGCGAUGCUGGUUUGGGCUGAUGGGAGUUGUAGUCUAUAACAUCUGCAGAGCCUACCCCUGCACAAAACCAUGAUUUAGCAUUGCUUGCCAACUGAGCCACUGUUUACAAUGAGACAGCAGCCUUAAAUGGAAGGCUCAGAAGCAGAAUGCAUUCCCUUUGAAUUGAACUGUAUGGGGAUGUGGAAUACACAUUGAUUUGUGGUUUCUCAAAGAGGCCACUAUUGUCCUGGUGAGAUAGUGAUGGCUCUCCAUUCAUGAAGUUCACUAUUGACCCUUUUUAAUCUCAUACUCUUGACACCCCCUAAACGUAUUUGCACACUCCUACCAAAGUCAUUCUCUGUUACUGGAGAGCACUACUUCCUUUUCUUAUCUGAUCUGUUUUCUUCACAGUUUUUCACAUGCCUCGUAAUCUUGUUUGCUUGUGAAGUGGCUGCUGGAAUCUGGGGCUUCGUUCAUAAGGAUCAGGUAAGGGGAUUCAUUAGGAGGAUUCAUAAUGUAUAUUUAUGCAGAACCGGUAAGUUUCCAGCACGACAAAGAAUCUCAUGGUACCUUAAAGGCCAACAUUUUUAAUGUGGCAUGAGUGUCCUAGGCCAAAACCUGUUAAGUUUGCAAAGUGACGUAGUUUCUCCUCACAAAACCCCUUGUUGACGGUAGGUUAGGCUGGAUGCCCAAAAAUAUAUUUAUAAAUGACCGGGCUGUUUUGUAUUCCUUUACUUGUUUUUCUUCACGUACCAGCACCUAGGUGUGACAGCAUACUAGACCUCUCCCUUCCUCCCCUCAGACAGUGAUGUGAGGAAAUGCCUGGCGUGUUGAUCUCCAUGUAGUUUACAUUUGAUGCAUUGCAAGGAAAAUAAGACCAGACCCUCUUUUUAACAUCUAAUUUGGCACAGGGAGCUGGUAAAGGUAAAGGGACCCCUGACCAUUAGGUCUAGUCAUGACCGACUCUGGGGUUGCAGCGCUCAUCUCGCUUUAUUGGCUGAGGGAGCCGGCGUACAGCUUCCGGGUCAUGUGGCCAGCAUGACUAAGCUGCUUCUGGCGAAGCAGAGCAGCGCACAGAAAUGCUGUUUACCUUCCCGCCUGAGUGGUACCUAUUUAUCUACUUGGACUUUGACGUGCUUUCAAACUGCUAGGUUGGCAGGAGCAGGGACCAAGCAACGGGAGCUCAGCGGGGAUUCGAACCGCCGACCUUCUGAUUGGCAAGUCCUAGGCUCUGUGGUUUAACCCACAGCGCCAUGGUGAUUACUCCCAAAACUUUACAGUGAAGCUAGGUUAGGAAUUUGGGGUGGUAUACAACAAAUUAGUUAGCUUAGUGCAAUGAUUUUGGGCUGCACGGCAGAACUUUCCCUCCUCCUCUCCCUGUGUGUCGCCCAUGCACCCCUUGAAUUGGUUCUGGGGAUUCCCCCAACUCUGCAGAGCAGAUUUGAAGAGGGUGCAGGAAGAGGAAAGGGAGGGGAACUGCUUUGUUGGAUACUACCCUUGAUCCUGGGUUUUCCACUCUGAAACAAAAUACUGCAACUACAUCACCACAGGGCACAUUCACAUGAGGCAGAGCAUGGUUCUGUGUGGUGCCUUCCACAUAUUUUGGACAGCUGUGAUGGCUAUGGCUGAUUGUCCAAAACGCUUUGAGGGCACCAGCUUGGGGAAAGGUGUUUGCAGCUCCUCUUUUGCAGAUGUUUUAACAGGUCCAGGAUAGUCAGGAACUAUGCAGCAACACAAUAUCCCAACAAACGUUUUGCCCUACCCUUCUUUCCUACCUGCUGAGAACAGCCCUCUAGCUCUGGAGGCCAGAUGAACCAACUGCAUCUGUUUAAGAGCCAGAGAUCAUGCUAAUGUUUUAGUCCAUAGCUGCUGCAGAACUUCUGUUGUAUGUAUACAGUUGUUCCCUAUGCGCUUCCACAGACUGUCGUGACAUACAAAAUACAACUCCCUGCCCUGAGAGUUUCCAAUCCAAGUUUCAGUAUAGGGGGAGACGGGAAACAAGAGGCCCAGGCGAGAAGGGCUGGAUAAUACAAGAGAGUUUCUAAAUAUAGACUUUGUUUCAGUUGUACAUUCCUGUGAUUCGGUAAAGACAAGCGUUGCCUCGGGAUCAAGUGUUGGCAACGUUCCCUCUGACAGCUGAGUGCUCUAACCUGAAUAACAUAGGGGGUACUAUGUUCAGAGUUUUGAGAGUGUUGGUGAUCCGGCCUCUUUCCCAGUUGGUUACAGCAUGGUGCUGAGAACGCCAAAGUUGCAGGUUCAAUCCCUGUAUAGGGCAGCUGCAUAUUCCUUCAUUGCAGGGGGUUUGGACUAGAUGAUCCUCAGGGUCCCUUCCAACUCUUCUAUGAUUCCUGUGGCAUGUUUGGCAGCUACUGAAUAGCUGUGAAACAGAUUGUGGAUAAGUGGAACCUGCAACAAACUGUCGCUGUGCUGAGUGCUUUUGUUCAAGGUGCCGGACAGCCCCUUUCCCAGCGCACUCCAUUCCAUUUCCCAAACCCAGUUUCCCAUAUCCCCCACCAGCAACAGCCAAUCAGCAUGCUGUGCCUGCUGACCACAAUCAGUCCUCACUGGGAUGUUCUGGAGGCUAUCACCCCACUGGCAAGGGUUACCUGUCAGUGUAGACUAUACUGUACAGGGUGGGCCACAGUGGUCUGACUGCGCAACCCAGUUUCCUGUGUUUCAUCCUUGCACAUGACUCUGUGGGGGCUAUCACUCAGAUAGCAAGUUUGCUAUUAUCAUUCAUCAGUAGUAGUAGUAGUACAGUCAUACCUCGGGUUACAGAUGCUUCGGGUUGUGCAAUUUCGGGUUGCACACCGCACUGAACCUGGAAGGACCAGAACAGGUUACUUCCAGGUUUCGGCACAUGGUUUUCUCUCCCCAUAUUAGUCUUUGUGGCUAACCACAACAUUGUGGUUACACAAAUAAUACAGUGCUUUUAGGAACGUCAUUAUGGAGUUUGAGGCUAUGGAAAACUAUGCAUCUGCAAGUUGUUCUGAUGUCUAGACUUAAAAGGGAUAAUGAAAACACAGGGCGAGGGAGAGCCAGGAAGAAGUUAUGUAAUAAAAGAUGCUGAUUUGGUUACCUUAUCAUAAAGUAGAUUAAUGGCUGUGGGGGCAAUAAAUAAAUGCUCUCAUAGGGAAAGAAAAAAGUAGGCAAUGCAGGGGGUUAUUAAAUCAAGCCAAGGUAAGCAUUAUAAUGAUUAUAGCAAUGAAUAGCUUGAAAUAAAGGACACUGGGGUUUUUUUAAACUUGCAAGAGCAUUUAUCUUUUGGAAGAGACUGCCAAGAUGGUGGAUUCUCCCCACCCCCUUGCAACCUUUGCAUAAUCAAGGGCUUUGUGAUGAUUGCGGAAACAUGUUUAUAUACAAGCUCAUUACAUCUUGUUGAAUAACAGCUGGAAAACUUUGGACCUCUUCAGUAGCCUACUUUUUUACAAUAUUACUUUAAGUUGUGUUUAUAUGACUCUUACUACGUUUGGGUCACUGUAGCCUCAGAUGUUAUCUAUCCCAAAAUUCCAGAAUUUCAUUCUCUCACAAGAUAGUUCGCAAUAUUCAUCCAGGGAAUCACAAUCACAUAGAUGUUGAGACUAUGUGUUUAGAGCUGUGGUAAAGAUUUUAUUUCUGAGAGUAACUAGUAGUUUUUGCUCCCCUUUUCUGCUCAUCCUUAUUUUUCUUCUUCUGCCUGUCUGCACUUGUUGUCUUCAUCUCUCUCUCUCUCUCUCUCUCUCUCUCUCUCUCACACACACACACACACACACACACAACCCUUGAACCUCACCAUAGCAUGACGUGGAGGCAAACUUGAUUAUGUUGUUUCACUGAGAUGAUACUGAUUUCUCUCAUCCCACCACAAGGAGUGUGGGGUUCCUGUGACUGCACGAGAAAGAGCUUAACACCAGCACCACACAGCCACGCUAUAUGGGAAUAAUUUGAAUGACACACACUCAUUCCUCUGUAUCAAAUGACCACUCACUUUUAUUAGCAUUGGUGUCAUCUGAGCCCUUCUACAGGCUGUGCACAGUGGGAGGAAAUUCUAUUAUCAGUGUUUUUAUCCACUAGCCAGUUCCAGAUGGCACUGAAGAAAUGAAAUAGGAGGAUUUUGUAGUCCUUAAUGGUCUUCCCCUAGGGCAAAUUAUCUCUUAAUAAAAACAGCCUCCCAUUCUUCCUUUUUAAAAUGAAAUCUGGCGUGCUGUUUCUCAACUUCCUACUUCCCCAAGGGGUAGCUUAGAUUGGGAUGUGAAGAGGACAUGUUCCCCUUAGCACAGCUGCAAACAGCUGGCCCACGCAUGUGUUUCCCUAAAAGAGUUUAAAUCCACAACGCAUUUGCCCUGCUGCAACUCUGUUGACUCUGGAGCACGACAAUCUUGAUGCUUUAUUUAGCACUUGGCAUUGUUUUUUAAGCACACAAGGGGAGAGCUGGAGGGCACAGGUUUUCACUGCAGGCUUAAAAGUCUAUCGAAAAAGAAGCUUUCAUAGUCUUCCUCAACAAACCAAUUUGGCAUGUUUGUGAUGAGGGGGAGUUUUUUUCCCAAUUGUAGGGACCCAACAAAUAGCCCCUGUUGCCAUUAUGGACCAACCUCACCCUUUUAUGAUGAGGGCACCCUCAGAAACAGUAGGGAGGUGCACAUGGAAGAAAGCAUCCCCUCAAAUAUCCAAGACCCAGCCCUUGUAGGGUUUGAAAGAUUAAAACUAGCACCUUGAGGUUAGCCUGGAAACUACCCUGGGGAGAGGGAAGUAAUGGCAUAAUGGAAUCCACAUGGUUAGCCUUUUGGGAGACAAAACCAGUGACAUGUUCCAGCUCUGCUACAUUGAUGAGAGAAGCCUCUGGACAGCUCUUUCCAUGCAUCAACAACUAUUGAUCCACAAAAUGAAAGCAAUAAUCAAUGUUCUGUACUAUAAAAUAAAUAAGACAUUAUUGUAAUGAUAAAAAUUUAAAAAAAAAAAUCUUACCUGUACUGAUUUUAGUCAUUGUUUGGAUGGGGGGCUUUUAUACAUUUCCGCAGUCACACAAUCAAUCAAUCAUAAAAUGAAAAACAAGCCACAGAUGAAAAAAUGAAAAAGCCACACAAACAAAAACGCAAAAACUAGCAAAAGCACCAAAUAUCACCUCAGAACACUGCAAUCAGAAACAGAAGGCUUUAAUUAUGAUGGGGGGGUGGCUUAAAUUUGCUUCUUAUGGGUAAAACAGGAGAAAAUAAGCCUUAAUUACUAUGCGCGGCACUCAAAUUUGCUGUGCAACAGGAAAAACGGAAGCUCAGGCUUCUGGGGCAAAGUUCGAAAACCGGAAUACCUACUUCUGGGUUUGUAGCGUUCUGGUUCUUAGUUGUUCAGGAACUUCGCUGUUCGAAAACUGAGGUACCACUAUAAUAUUGUUCACCUGCUUUAGGACCCGUGAGGCUUGCAGGAGACUGUUGGUUCAAACUCGUGUAACUCUUAACUGAACAUUAUCCUGACUCAGUUAAGGACUGGGCACUGAGUUAGUCUAGCAUUUAUUGAGGGCAGAGGGCCUAUCCAGCUUGUAGCACUCCUCUUACUGUUUAAUUCCAUCUUGCUGGGUUGCCUUCUCUUUUCAAGUGUGUGACAGACCUUUCUGCAAGCCCAGCUCCCUGCUCUGUUCUGGAUGACAAUGUUAAUCUACAAGCUAUUUUCAGGUUUUCCUGAGCUCUGUUGGUUGUCUGUCAUCUUUUUCCUUUCCUUUCCUUUCCUUUCCUUUUUUCUUUUUUGAGACAGUUUGAAUUACUGGGAAGAAGCCGAGGUAAUUUGCACUGCCCCUAGCCUGUGGCACCAUGUGGUUGAGCUUCUGCCAUCACCAUACAAAUUCAGUGUACCUAUCUGCCUUAAACAACUGGAAACUUUAGAAAACACAUGGUUAGCCUUUUUCAUUGUGGCUGUAUCUUCUUCCCUCUCCCCGUCCCCGUUGCAGAUUGCCAAAGAUAUCACACAGUUCUACGACCAAGCGGUACUCCAAGCAAAGUCAAGUGACGCUGAGAAAGCAAACAAGGCAAAGGCAGUUGUGAAAACCUUCCACGAAACAGUAAGCUGGAUGCACAAUUUGUUGGAAAUCAAAAUUGACCUUCCAUCCACAGGCAUGUAGUUGGCAUCAUUGUCGUUCAAAGAAGUGCCCAGGGAGUAUAUAAUUUGGAACACUGCUAUUGUCCCUGUAAAACAAGCCCUCGCUGAAUUUAAGAGGCUCUUCCCCCUUGACCAUUCAAGCACUUCGGGUGUCCCCAAGAGGGAUUGUUGAGACCAGUGAGCAGGAUGCAAGAAAGAUAGCAGACAUUUUAAGUGGCUAAAUAAAACCAAAAGGGGUUGACAUGGGAACAUUAUGUGUUCAGGUUUGCCAUCUCCCCCUCAACCAGGAAUGGCAAGAACUGAAAUUCCGUAUGACAGAUCCCAUUGUGCUUUUCAUUGGAAAGCACCAGUGAUAUGGUGUGUGGUCUGCUUAUAAAGAGAAAAGAUAAACCAACACCUGCAUGUCUCCAUAUUAUAUAAUAAUAGCUCUUAAAUGAGAGGUGGCUACCCCUGCAAAGGUUCAAAGAAGAUCGUUGUCUAGUAUAAGGUGCCACCUUCCAGCCCAUUUUUCAGAUUCUUUCCAGACUUCCAGCUCAGACCUUUUCCUUCCUGCUCGGAGUUUCCCUGUUAGAAUGCUCACUCCAAUCCAUUUCUCUGCUUACAGCUAAAAUGCUGUGGUGGAAGCGCCCUGGAAAGUGCAUUCAACAUUCUUCAACCUGAUCUCUGUAGUCAAAGUGUGACUUCAGCAUUUACGCAGGUAAGGAAGUGUUUGUGUGAUACACCCAUUGUCUUCAGUGAAUGGGCCUUUCAUCUCUGGCAAGACUUCAGUUGAUUGGGAGUGGGGGAGGGGAAUAAUUCACCAUGUUGAGCUUGCAAUAUGAAGUACAGCUUUAGGGUUGUUUCUGCACAGGACUUUCAUUAAGCCUAAGGUAUAUAAAUGGAUCUGUGGCACUCUGUGUCAUGUUUGUUUAAGUGCGUAAGGUAGCUUUCUGUAGUAGAAAGGAAGUUUGAACUGUUUUAAGUAUCUUGCAGUGUUAGGGGUGCAACUGGGACGCAUGGCCCCAUGUGUUGAAAGUGUGCAUAGAAUGGGUUGAACAUCCCUAAUAAUAUGUGUUGGUUUUGAUUAGAUGUCCAUCAGUUAAUGGCUUACUACAGUAUUAUAGCCUACAGGGCAGGUUUUUUGUGUUUUGUUUUUUGACUGCAACAGGUAGGUCGAAAGCUGUUUUGGGAGGCUAUUAAAUUAUUAUAGACAGCAGUUUGGGCUUUUGUACAAAGAGCAUCAGGAGGUGCCAUAUUAUGCUUAGGCCACACUCAUCCUUCUGCUAACCUUGGAUUGAGAUAAAUGAAUUGAUUGAAUGGCCUUAGCUCUGUGUUUAGUUUUCCUGAUGGUCACACAUAAUGGCAAAAUACUAUGCUCACAUAACAGGAUGUUUACUUGUUCCAUCCAUUAUUGGUAUUGAGGCCUGUGCUUUAUAAUAUGUCCAUAAACGAUUAGGGGUGAUCAGUGAAGUAGCCAAGUUUGGUGGUGAUACUGAAUUGUUCAGGGUCAUUAAACCAAAAAGUGAUUGCAAAGAGCUCCAAGCAGAUCUCGCCAGACUCAGCAAAUGGGCAGCAAAAUGGCAAAUGCAAUUCAGUGUAAACAAGUGUAAUGCAUGUCAGGGCAAAAAUAAAUAAAUCUUAAUUUCACAUGCAGUCGUACCUUGGUUGUUGAACGGAAUCCAUUCCGGAAGUCCAUUCGACUUCGGAAAAUGUUCAGCAACCAAGGCACGGCUUCCGACUGACUGCAGGAGCUUCCUGCACUCAAUCGGAAGCCGCGUCAGAUGUUUGGGUUCCAAAAAAGUUCACAAACCGGAACACUCACUUCUGGGUUUGCAGAAUUCGGGAGCCAAAACGGACGAGUACCAAGGUGUUCAACAACCAAGGUACGACUGUAUAUGCUCUGAACUGACGGUGACUGACAGUGUGUGGCAGCUGGGGGGGAAGCAAAUCCCAUGCUAGGGAUCGUUAAGAAAGGAAUUGAGAAUAAAACUGUGGAUAUCAUAAUGUCAUUAUACAAAUCUGUGCUGUGACUGCAUCUGAUUGACCAUUGUGAGGAUGCUGAAUUAGAUGAGCCAUUGGCGUCAUCCAGAAGACUCAUUAUAUUAUUCUGUUCAUUUUACCACAGGAUCUAAGCUGUCACAGUAAAAUUGAUGAGCUGUUCUCUGGAAAACUGUACUUGAUUGGCAUUGCCGCCAUUGUGGUGGCUGUGAUCAUGGUAAGUGCUGGAGUUGUUAUGGUGGCAGUGGCUGUGGGUUUGUGGAAUAUGGGAUACUCCCAGAGGGCCUGUGGAGGUGCCAUCCAUGCAACAGCUGUGGGCAGUAUGUUGAUGGACCUCUAGGUCAGUUUAGAAUGAUUGACAGCUUCUCCUCAUUCUCUCCUUGCAGAGCAGGGGCAAGAUGCAGCUUUCCCAGAAAUAGACUGUGUUUUCCUUAGCCUGCAAUGCUUUUCUGGAUAGCAAGGGAGGAAGAGAAGCUUCUAAGCCACUCUGUUCCCUAAAUCAGAGCUGGAGAAUGUCCCUUAUCCCUCUACCCUCCCAAAGAAGAUGAAGGAUCAUUUUAAGAUUCAAGUCUUCCUAUUUUUCUCUCUCUCUUCUUUAAAGGCUGUUUCGAUUUUGCCCAGUGGAAGCUAAGCUCAGCAGAAUAUCGUUUCCAAGUAGAAUUACGUUUCAAUCACUUUAUCAAGAAAAUUAUCUGAUGAUGAUAUAAUAGAAUCAUAGAGUUGGAAGAGACCACAAGGGCUAUUGAGUCCAACCCCCUGCCAAGCAGGAAACACCAUCAGAGCACUCCUGACAUAUGGUUGUCAAGCCUCUGCUUAAAGACCUCCAAAGAAGGAGACUCCACCACACUCCUUGGCAGCAAAUUCCACUGUCAAACAGCUCUUACUGUCAGGAAGUUCUUCCUAAUGUUUAGGUGGAAUCUUCUUUCUUGUAGUUUGGAUCCAUUGCUCCGUGUCCGCUUCUCUGGAGCAGCAGAAAACAACCUUUCUCCCUCCUCUAUGUGACAUCCUUUUAUAUAUUUGAACAUGGCUAUCAUAUCACCCCUUAACCUCCUCUUCUCCAGGCUAAACAUGCCCAGCUCCCUUAGCCGUUCCUCAUAAGGCAUCGUUUCCAGGCCUUUGACUAUUUUGGUUGCCCUCCUCUGGACACGUUCCAGUUUGUCUAAUAGGAUAUGAUGACAUUAUAUUAUUAUUAUAAAGUGCAUAUAAAAUAUUUAUAUAUAGCCCACCUUUUUCCGUGACGGGACUCAAGAAUAAAAAGACUGGCUAAAAACCUACCAACUUCUUAUCAUUCAAUGUGAGGGAAAACAGAAGCUCAGAGAAAUAUGGAGGAGGAGCAGAAUUCCACCUAGAACUAAAAAGUUCGUUUUGUACUCUUUGCUCCUGAAAGCCUCGAAAAUGCAGACUGGGUUUUAAUGUUAACUCUCUCUUUUUUUCCAACUUCAACAGCAACAAAGCAAACCGUCUUAAAUUAAAACCCAUCUCUGCCUGCAUUAGCAGAACUGGUUUUCUCUUCGGCUUCUUGCCAUUCUGAAUAGAAGUGGAGGUCUUGCCUACGGUUAACUUAGCCUAGGGACAUAGCUUAUGUUUGAGUUGGAUUCUCUCUAAUGUUCUCUCUUGGCCUGCAGAUCUUUGAGAUGAUCCUGAGCAUGGUGUUGUGCUGCGGCAUCCGAAACAGCUCGGUCUAUUGAGAAGCGGGAGGGCAGAGGCGAAGCAAUGGUGCCGAAGGGACCCCAAAGUGCCGCUGUCUGACCAGGAGAUACUUCCAACAAAAGACAAAGAAAAUUAUGUAUAUAAAUAUUUCAGAUAUUACCAUACAGUACUUAUCAUUCUUACUUGGAAAGUCUUCUUUUUGUUUAAGGGUGGUGGGAGGGGGAGUUUCUGUAUAUUUGUGGCGGAGUUAGUUACACAUCAGUUUGCGUGGUAAAUCAUUCCAGUGGUUCCAGGCCUUUAUCAAAGAGAGCCUUUCUUUUUCUUCUCUUUCCUCGUCAUUCUUCUUAUGCUGCCAACAUGGAAAAAGAGGGUAUCAUGCACAGGUGCCACCCCUUUUAUGAGGAAUAUAGACACUUGGUGCAUCCUUAUUCUCUGAAAGUGAUUUAAAAAAAAACAUACUGAAACCCUUGUUGGCACCUAAUCCCAGCACGUCCCCCUUAACAAUCUCUUAUCGUAGUUCAUAAGUAAUCUUGGACACAUUCUCUAAAUCUUUUGAGUGUGUAGGGAUGCAAGAGUCCCUUGGCAUGAAGAUGCACUCAGUCCUGCCGUUUUGUUAUUAGACAGGUGAGUGCGUCUGUAUUUCAGAUUGCCACCUUUUCACUGAAGAGUGGAGAGACCUUUUUUUCAUAAAUUGUCGUAAGUCAAAAGUCCGUUGUGUCUCCCAGAGUUCACAAAGUAGCUGUGAUUGAAGGCCAAAUCUCCAUAAGUCCUCUUAAAAAUUUAGAAUCGGGAGCAUUUUUUUUUAAAUAACCCAUUGAAAAAAAUAUCUUAGCAGGUGGAUUUUAGAUGAAAGAGAGAAUUGAAUAGGUCUGGUAAUGGAAUGUUAAAGCUUUCUAUAUCUCACUGCGAAAACUGAACUUGCACAUGUGCUUACAUGGUUAAUUCUGAAUGCAAAUGUUGAAUGAGGUCUCUUAUUUCAUAAAUGUGCAGUUUUCUAAUGAUGCCAAAAAGUAUCUGUGGAAGGCGAUCUCUUAAACAAUGGCUAGAAACCUGUUCAUUUAAAUAUAUAGGGGUUUUUUUGUUUUAAGAAGGCACCUAUUCUUGUGCCUUUUUAAAACUUGGUAAUAGAGCUGGAUAACCAACAAGGUGUGUGUGACCCUGUGAGUAGAAAUUGGAAGAUGUUUUCCUCUUCAAACACCAGAAGUAAAACCUGAGUGAUGGGGCCUAAAUACUUUUCAAGCAAAGCUGGUUUCCAGGACUUCACCCUUGCCAACAACACCUGAGCUGCAAACAUAAAGCCACGCGUGUUUCUUUUCAGUUGACAACUCAGAUAGCUGAGUUUAGGCACCCCCUUCCCUUCCCUUCCCUUCCCUUCCCUCCCUUCUCCCCCCCCCCCAAAAAAAUCCUUUUUUUCAAGUUGCAACUUAAAAUUUGUUACAGCUGGGGCAAGAAGUCCCACCGACCUUUUCCUUACGACAGAGUGGCCAUGUUCACAGGGCUUAUUUGUUAUUUCAGUAGUUAGUUAAUCCUUCGUUAUAGAAAACAGUCACAAACAAGCCCUGUGCUAUCACCCCACUUAAUAGUUUGACUUCUGUUCUGUUUGUUCUUGAAGGAGUAAUUUAAUCCCGGUUUCCCCCUGCUGAUCUUCCCAACUUGCAGUGAAUGCCAGGAUGCCCUUUAGAACAGCAGGGGACAGCAUGAACGAAAGAGAGAGAGGCGCGCACACAAUGCUGCAGAUAUAAUCUUCCAACACUAGUUGGAAUGCUUUUAGUGCACAGCUAGAAGCACUGCUGGGCUUGAAUGGUCCACUCAGCACUAGGCGCAGAUCCUUUUUCUGAAUUCAGCAAUUAGAGCAACCCAGAGGUUCAGUGCAAAUCCAGCCUUGCGUUAAGCAAGGCAGGUCAGAAAACAGGAUGAAAAGGAAUGUUUGGUCAAGGUUCUCGCCCAGCCGCCACCCUUUUCCCCCUAUGGCGCCCUAAGGAAGCAAUGCCUCAGAGUCUUGAAAGAUGCAGUUGAGGGGACUGGUUGAGAUCUUUUAGCCUUAGAAAUAGCCUUAAAGCAACACUGCCCUGAAUGUCAAACUUUGCAUGCACUGGAAACAGAAAUUGAACCUUACCACCCAUCCUUCACAGGUUUUGGGGUCACGUGUUCCAGUAUAAUAGGCUCUGUCUGCAACUUCUAGGUAUCAAUUGUGCAUGUACAUUUAUUUACAUAUAAUAUAUAUGCGCGCAUUGGGGUUACCAGCGUACAGAAUGGAUGUUUGUAACUCACUGCCUUUUGUUGAGUGUCCUUGAGAAAUGUAUAUAAAUACACCUCUAAGCAGUUUGCUUUUUCUAUACCAUAAGUUUGAUACUGUUCAGCAUUCAGUUUACAAUGUGCGAGCAGCCAUAACUCUGUGUUGGAAGAUUCGCUGACCUGUCCUCCAAGAACUGAGCAUGGAUCAAGCCCAUUUGGGGGAGGAAAUGUUUGCUUCAGGCACAGGUCAUGUUGCAAUACCGUGUCUGUGGAAGGUGGGUGCGGGAGGUUAUUGAGGAUCAUGCUGCCAUUGAAGUGCGACAGCAGGACAAGAGGGAGGAAUAAGUUUUCCGGAGCAUCCUUUGUGGGUAAGGCACAAGCUACAUGUUACGUGCAAGUGCAUUCAACAAUGCUUUGACACUGUAAUAUAAAGCAGCUUCAGGAGGGUGUGAUCUUAAGUGGAGUGGUAGAAAGGACAGAAGUGCUUUACAAGGAUAAGUACACAUCUGGAAUCCCAUGAACAUCUGAAAGCCAAAGGGGGGUGGGCAGUGGACAAUGUACCAUAGUCUGAAGACUGUGUUUUACAACUGUUUCUGGAUUGUACUUCUACAGACCACAGGUAGGGGAUCUUACAACAGAGUGUUCUCCCAAAUUUCAAAAAAAUAAUGAAAAUUGUUUCUUUGCAUACAAAAAGCCUGAUGUUGGGAAGAGGGUUCUAUAUUAGGCUUCUCCCCAGCAUGGCGGUAGUUCUGUAUGUAGAGCUUAUUUCUUUCUACGACAGAGUGCUGUCUGAAAUGGUACAGUCCUCAAUAAGUUUGUAUCACAUAAUUUGCUGUUUCUGCAAAACUAUAGAAGUAUGGCCACUUUUCAGUGCCAGGCAAAGCAGGAUAUGUUCUUGUUUCCCUUUUCCUGUCUGCAAUGCACUGAGGGACUAGCAAGAGAGGGACGAGGGUAGCUGCAGCAUUCCAAGGUAGGCUUAAAAUAACCCCCAUGCCGUUGAUUGGGGUUUGCUUUAAGUAGAGACUGGUGGGGUGGAGAAUCUCGCCUCCAAUAUGGCUCUAGUAUUUAAAAGGUGGAGACCCAGGCAAGAGAAGCCCAUUCCUAAUGCGAGGUGAAAGAGAGCUGACAUGUAGAUGCUCCUGUGCAAAGCAUUGUACCGUUACAUCUGACAACGUAUUCGCACAAUGCUAUGUGAAGAGUUGUUCUCCCAACGAUUUUUGUGGCUGGAUCUGAGAAGCCUCUUGAUUGGUUGUAGUUCCCCAGAGAACAUCAAUUGACUGGGUUAGGUUUGGGAGUAUGGAUGUGUCCAAAACAUUAAUUUUUGAUGGUUGCUGUUUCUUGGAAGAUCAUAUGGCAAAUAACUCUCUCUUCUAAGCCAAAAGAGGAGGAUAACAUUCCCCCUUUCUCUUUGCUGGAUUUGUUUGAAUUAAACAGGGCCAUGAUGGAGACCAUAGGGAAAGGCCAAACAGAACUGCUGGCCACGUUGUGCUGAAUGCUUGGGCUUCUUUUUUUAUACUGUGGAGCAUGCCACAAGCUAUAUGUGUGUUAACUACUAUUUUUUCCUCUCUGCCUUCUUUGUCACUUUUGAAAUUUUUUAAUAAACAUUUUCUCCUGGUGUGUACUGUGUGAUGAAGCCCUAUGUUCCUUACAGCCAGUAAGUAAAUUGUGACAUCUGAAUGUUUUGCCCAUCUUGUCUCCAUAGCAUUGGCAAAACCAGCCAUGGGAAUGGGGAACAAAUGGGGGCUGGCGAAGAAGCCAAGGGAAGAGUGACCUCACCCUUACCAACUGCAGGGCUUAUUGGCCAGUUGAAUCUUACUCUGUUUAGAAGAAAGCCAUGAGGAAACUGUCAGUUCCAAAACGAGGCUUAAUUGAGGGGGAUAAAAUCGGCUUCUGAUAUGCAGCAUGAACUAUCCCAAAACUAUCUGUUAGGCCAACAGAACAGGCAGUGGUCAGUCCAAAGGGCUGGCUGCCAUUGUCCAGAUCCUGCUACAGGUUGCAGCAAACCCAAGAACAAGAGACAGUAUGCAAGCUUUGCCUCUUGUUGGUUACAACAAACAGCCUGGCCUUUGCACUUAGUUGCCUCUAGAAAUGUGGAACAAGGGAUACAUUGGGGAGAAUGACAGCCCCUCCCCAGCUCAACCCCUUGGCUGUGCUUCUGCCCAGAAAUCAUGUCCACUUGCUGUUGUCUUGCUUGUUUAUCUGAAUGUUAAAAUAAUCUGUCGAAAUAACUUUUUAAAAAAAUGAUAUAUGAAAACAAUUAAACAGCAGAAACGUCAGCGG